Molecule: messenger RNA, 48929 nt
Organism: Leptopilina heterotoma
Lineage: Eukaryota; Metazoa; Arthropoda; Insecta; Hymenoptera; Figitidae
Gene: Msp300
Product: nesprin-1
Exons: 49
Coding region: 2502-48269 (15255 amino acids)
Biological process (GO): nuclear migration
Cellular component (GO): meiotic nuclear membrane microtubule tethering complex; cytoplasm; nuclear outer membrane
Molecular function (GO): actin filament binding
Source: RefSeq, a predicted model, not a curated record
UAAUUUUAAAAAUACUUUAAGGGAGUUAGCUUCCUAGUGUCAAAAACUUUUUUUAAUUACUAGCUUCCUUAUUUAAUGAAUACUUUUUCGAAAAUGAUCCAAUCCUUAAAUUAUAUUGAAAGCAUUGCACCUAAUUUUUUAGUAUUAUUAAUUUACAGAUUAGAAAAUUAAGAUCACGACCUUAAUUUUUAUUAUUCCCUGCAAUAAUUCUUGGCCAAAAAUUAAAAUUAUCGAUGAGUAUAUAACCCGUUGACAGUAUUCUCGUCUCUUUAGAUCGUUACCUCAUCGAGUAAUGGUAAUGGAAGUUUUUACUUUGAUCUGUUGCAUGCGCUUGUAAACAUAUUUCAAACAAACUUUUAAAACGAAUGAAAGAAAAAUAGAAUAAAAGCAAAAAGGGAGGUAAAGAAAAUAAAAAGUGAGAGAGAGAGAAAAAGAAGAUGAUUUUUCGAGAAAAUCAUGAAAGAAGAGACAAAAAAGAUGUUGGAGGUGGAGAAAGAGGUGCGUGAAGUCGAAUGUCGAGUGAUGCCAAAGUUAAAUAUAAAUGUGGCGUCCCGACGCCUGUGUCACGACGCCCAUCCUGGACCAAUGAUCCAGUAGUUAGUCUCUUCGUGUUCUUCGUUGUGGGCUGGUUCCUAUCGAGAAAAAAAAUUUUUAAUAGGUCAUUGAUCAUUUUAUGUGAUAGUGGUUUUUAACAUUUUUUAUUGGCAUUUAUUUUUUUUUUUUUUGAGGGGGGGUAAUUACUCCUCGAGUCCGCCGCGGGUACCGAAGAAGUGCUUCGACAAUUCUUUAAUUACAAAAAAUCGAACGAAAAUUGUUUUACUUCUUGGAUUUAUAAUUUCAAUACUUCGAUUUCUGGGAGGUGAGUUUCGGUACUUCCUUUUCUUCUUCUUCUUUUUUCUUCUUUUUCCAUUAUUUUACCUUCAGUUGAGGCUCUUAAUUUUCAUUUUCUUUAAAAAAAUAUUCUUGAUAGCAUUUUUCAUGUUGUACCAGCUAAGUUAAUAAUUGUCCGCUUCAAGUAAAAAUCGGUAAAUUUUUCAUCUUUAUUUUUCCUUAUGACCAAAUGGCGAGCCAAAUGGUUCGAUUACUAAUUGAUGGUAAAAAAGCAAUUGAAAUCAAAAUCGACAGAGAUUUUCGUAUUAGGAGCAAAGCCAUAUUAGAGAAUACAAAUUAUUCUUAUUCGAAAAAUUUUAUUUUUAAAUAUUAAAAAAAUUCACGGUCAACAAGAAAAGUCAAGGGCGCUACAUCCAUCAGAGCGUUAAUCGCCAUAAGCGCUGCUUAACCCCGACGAUUAUUUACUUACCAUUUUCUCCCAUUGUCAUUAUUAUUAUAAACUUCUAUAGGGUCUAAAGUAAUAAUUAUUAUUAUUACAAUUAUUAUUAUAAUAAUAACAAUUACAAUUAUUGUUAUAAUAAUAAUUUAGAAGAUGUAGUGAAACAUACUUGAUAGUUUGUUUUGGAAAAAAAUAAUUAAUUGCUGGAGGAAUUAAGCGGGUCGUAAAAUACAAAUUUCCACAAAGAGGGCAUUCUUGCGGCUGUAAAUAUAAUCGUGUCAACUUCUGAAAUAUCCCUCUUUGGGGACAUUUAGAAUAUAUGUACAUUAUACUCUAAUAAAUAUAUGAGUGUGUAGCGGCGCUUGAAUAAAAAUAGAAAUUAGACUAAAUUUAAACGUCCUACACUCGGUAUCCGGACAAAAAUCUUUGGGAGCAUCGGACUCAUUUAAAUCGAAAAUCCGUCAACUCAAAAAUAUGACACUUUAUCCAAUUGUUACUCCAGGAUAUCAUACGAACGUCCUAAAGGUGUCCUAAAGGUGUCCUAAAGGUGUCCUAAAGGUGUCCGAAAAUUAUUAUGUUCGACUCCGAUUAAAAGUUAAUCAAUGAUUAAAGUCAUUUUAACCUCCCACGAUUGGUCGGUUAAGGAUUUAAUUUUUGAUUAACUGGGUAGGUUAAACUGGUCCGAUCAUAAAUUAAUUUUUGAUCUUUGUUGAUGAAACUGACCCUAAUUAUUGAUUAACUUUUUAAUCAGAUUUGGUGUAACUGGCCCCUAAUCUACAGUUAUUUAAAGUUUGGUAUUUUCUACAUUGAAUUAUGUUAAAUUUAGUGCGUGAUUCAAAUUUGUAUAUAUCAGGUGUAGCUGUCAGUUACAUUCAAUGCGUAUACGUUUUAGAACACACGUAUCACCUAUUUCCAUAGAGGAUUUGGCCUAAAGCCACAGAAACGAAUUAUAUAUUCACUGUCAUUAGGCGACCCAGAGUCACAUUAACGUUUUUCUACCACUGAUCCAUUUUUCUCUCUCGACAGAUUCCCUUAUUUUUGGUAGGGAUUCUCAAUAUUAUAAACUUCCAGAACUGUUUUCAACGUUCAGGGUGAGCGAACUGGGUUAAUUGUGAUUGGCUAGACUAGCAGAAUGUUACUACUGAUUAGAGAUUAGACCUAAUUUGGAAGAGACGUGAACAAUGUAAUAAUUUCAGUGAUGGGCGAUGCGGGAGUGAUUGACUCGUAGAAGAUGUCACAGCAUCCACAGAGAGGUGGACCGGGGGGAUAUGGAGCACCUGGGAAUUGGAGUGCGAGACCAAGUGCGCCGAGUCCCUUUCGGCCUGCGUCACCAUACAGUCCGAUGUCCUCGUCGCCACAUCCAUUUCAAUCGCCAGGUUCACAACAACAACAACAACAACAACACCGACCGCGUGCUCCAUCGACUCCAUUGUCUCAUGCUCGUCCAAUGUCACCAGUGACAUAUUUGGGAUCGAUGCAUCAUCCAAUGAGUCCGGUUCCGAUUGGGAUGCCCAUUUCACCGGGAAUGUCGCCGGUGUUUGGUUGUCCAUCGCCCGGUUUUAUUCAGUGUCCAAGACCACGUUGGCCUUCGUCCAUUUCUUCAGGAAACGCUGCACCCAGGCCGUACAUACCCACACAAAUGAUGAGCCCAGUGGGUAGUGGAACAACUUCUCCAGUACCUUGUGGACCACCCGAAUACCUAAUUGCCCCGUACAGACCGGGGGAAUACGAGUACGUCGGUGUUCCACUGGAACCUAAUCAAGAGGAGGACGAAUCAGGCCCCAGUACAGCAGAAAUUAUUGCCAGUCAAAGUCAGGAUUAUGUGGACGAGAAACUUGCCGAGUAUCAAGCGACUAUUCAUCAACUGCAAGAUGAGCAGGAAAGAGUGCAGAAAAAAACUUUUGUAAACUGGAUUAAUUCGUUUCUCCUAAAGCGCGUCCCUCCUCUUCGAAUAGACGACUUGAUUGAAGAUUUGAAAGACGGUACACGUCUACUUGCCUUAUUAGAAGUCCUCUCGGGUGAAAAAUUACCUUUGGAAAGGGGACGAAAUUUGAAGAGACCGCACUUCCUCAGCAAUGCCAAUACUGCACUACAAUUUUUACAGAGUAAAAAGAUUAAACUCGUGAAUAUAAAUUCAUCGGACCUUGUUGACGGUCGCCCUCCAGUUGUCCUAGGACUCAUUUGGACCAUAAUCCUUUACUUCCAGAUUGAGGAGAAUACCAGAGCCCUGGAAUAUUUGGGACAAACCUGGGGCAGUCAGAGCAGUCUCGAGAGUAUUGGAACUCAAAGUUCAGCGGCCAGCGAAAGGAAGCGGAUCAGUAGUGAGAAAUGGAAGCAAGGAGCGCGAAAGACUCUUCUUCAGUGGGUCACCAAUGCCCUGCCAAAGGAUUUGGGGAUUCAAGUGAGAGACUUUGGAGCAAGUUGGCGGGACGGAGUCGCAUUUCUAGCAAUAAUCGACGCAAUAAAAGCAAAUUUAAUCAACUUGGCCGAAUUGCGAGCGGCUACAAAUCGAAUUCGUUUAGAAACGGCUUUUCAAGUCGCCGAAACGGAAUUGGGAAUCGCUCGUCUUCUAGAUCCCGAGGACGUCGAUGUUCCCCAACCAGAUGAGAAAUCAAUUAUGACCUACGUGGCACAGUUUUUGCACAAAUAUCCCGAACCAAAAUCAACUGGACCCGAUUCGUUUGCUGCAAUUCAAGGCGAAUAUGAUUCUUUAUUGGGAUGGCUUAAUGAGAGAACCAGACAUUUGGAGCACUUCGAUAGAACCAACAGCUAUCCUCCAAAUUAUUCAGACUACACAACUUGUCAGAGUGAAAUUGACGAUAAAUUGCCUGUAUACAAGAAAUUGCAAAGUUUAGUCGACACGCCGAGUAUGAUCAGCAUUACUCGUGAUUCCUGGCGACAUAUACAAACUUUGUGGAAGAAACUAGAAUUACAGAUGUUGCGAUGGUUGUGGCUGCUGGAUUCAGCACUUCCGGGAGAAUUCGGUGAAUUGGGUAGGUGGCUAGCUCAGGGUGAGAUGAUGUUAAAUUCAGAUGACGACAUACCCGAGGAGAUGACCGAAGAGACAGCGAGUAUAAUUUCCAGAAAAUUGGAAGAUCAUAAGAAAUUCUUCCUCGAUUUACCAACAGUUGGGGAAAAGUUCCAUCAAUUAAGAUCGUCACCCCUAGUGAGACAAGUGCCUACCGAACAACUCGAAAACAUGGCUUUCAGAUUUGACAGUCUUCCAACGCGUGCUGCCAAAAGAAGAAUAAGACUCAAAUUUUUAGAGCACAAAUGUUGCCUAAUUGCAUUCCUCUUUCUUGUCGAGACAAAACUCAAAGGCUGGAGUAUUAAGUACGGUAGUGAGGAAAAGGUCCACGAUAUGCUCGAGCAAUAUAGAAAUUUUGUUUCUAGAAAUAGAAUAUUUCAGGAGUUUCAAAAGGCCUAUUUGGACAUGCAACAGGUUGUUGAUGAAUAUAAACGAGAAGGAGAUAUUGAUGGUGAGGAAAGUUUUUGUAUUGAUCGUUUUAUGAGGGAAACUGGUGAGAAAUGGAAAAAUGUGUCGAUGGAUCUUCGUUGCGUGCAGAGUAUGCUGGAGGAAGUUGUUGCCUAUUGGCGACGCUGGAAAUUGGUUUCAGACGAAUUUGAAAAUUGGUUAAUAAAAGCUGAACCGGCUUUGAAUUUACCUGAAGAAGAGAAAAUGGAAUUCUUCCAGGACAUCAGCGUUUGGAAGGAUAAAUAUCAACAGAUGUCGGACACCGUCAGUUUUCUAAUUGCCACCUCCGACGAACAGGUUGCACUGCGACUGAAGGACAAAUACCUAAAUUUGACAUCAAGAUGGGAGAGACUGUUCCAAGAUGCAAAGCAGUACAUGCACGCUGGGGAUUUGUUGCGAAACAGAAAAGACUACAGAUCAGGGGUAGAAGUACUCCAAGCCUGGUUAAAGAAAGCCGAUUCUGAUCUAUCAACAACUCAGCUAACAUCGACCGAAAAGAUAAAAAACUAUGGCGAACGGUUGAAAAUCCUCCACGAUCAAGUCGAAGGCAUCGAGGAACUCUUCAAAAACAUCAGCAAAAAAUUCCAAACCCUAAUUCAAGAUCUCUCCAGAGACGAGGUGGAUAAAAUGAUGAACACAUUGAAAAAGGAGAAAGAAACCUUGGUCCGUGUCCGUGCUCUAAUUCCAAUGCAACUACAUCUCUAUCACCAACUACUGGUGCAACAGGAAUCACUAGAAUCAGGUCAAAAAGAAAUAUCCUCAUGGUUAGACGAAGCCGAACAUCUGCUAGCGAGUUACAAUCUCUCCGGUGGCAGAGAUUCCGCCCUCGCUCAACUCGAUCGACACAAGGCCUUCUUCUCAAGAAUUUUAUACUACAAAUCAAUGCUCGAAUCAAAGAACAAAGUCUUCUCCAGUAUCGUCAAAUCCGUCGACGCUCACGCCGAUGUCAACAAAGCCGAGGGUGGAGUCGAACUAAGACAACUGAACGAUCGUUUCGCCAAUGUCUUCCAAUCGGCCCAAAUCUGGGAGCAAAAACUCCAGGAGGCCGUUCGUUGUUGGACAAAAUAUCGCGAAUGCGAGAGACAAAUUUCCGAAUGGCUCCUCACUGCCGAGACGCUAAUCAACGACAAACAUAUCGAUAAUCGCCAAUCCGUUGAAUAUCACAAAAAUUUCUUUGGUAAAGUGAAUGAAAAAUGGAUUCAAGAUCUUGUUAAUGCUGGUCAUGACUUGAGAAAUUCGCUACCUGCGGAACAACAGGCACCGGUUGUUGAAGCCGUUGACGCACUGCAGAGACGUUGGAAGGAGGUUCUAUCAUUUGCACCACUGCACUUGAUGAGGCUCGAAUUCAGACUCGAUGAAACGGCCUUCACGCAGUAUCUCAAGGAAAUUGAAAUGGAAAUCAAUGCCGAGCAACAGGCUCUCAUUAAGAACGAAGACGUUGGUACGAUUCUUCAGAGGAACAAGGAAUUCUUCAUCAAUCGGGGAAUUAUUGCCAAAGUCGAACACAGUUUGGAGUCGUUGAGAAAAAUUACAUCCGCUUACAGUCAAUUGGAGCCGAAUGAUAAUUUCCUGGAUGAAACAACAAAGAGGGCUGAAAAAUUGUGGCACGACGUUCAUCAACGUGUCAAUCAUCUCAAGCAACAACUUCGUCAGGUUCCCGAACAAUGGGCUGCUUACAGACAAAAAUUCAUGGAAAUGGUUCGUUGGAUGGAUCAAGUGGACGGUACGCUAAGAUCCAUUUUGCAAGAAGUGACAUCAGUGGAGGAAUUCGAGAGGGAGAAGACAGUCUUCCAGAACGUCUGCCAGGAGGCUGACAAUCAACGCGAGGCGAUGAAGUGGUUGGUCCAAACUCUAGACAGUUUGACAUCAAACAGAUCGGAUCAUGAAGCAAUAACGGAGCAAAAACACCUCGAACAAUUGAUAACUCGCUAUAAAAAUCUAAUCCCAACUAUCGAGAUUACAAUGACAAAGACCGAAAUUUACUCCAAAAGUUAUACCUACAGAAAAGAGGUUCGAGAAGUUUGCACCCUCCUUCGAAAAGUUUGGGAACAAUCCACAGUUCCUGUGAGUGUCGAGAGUCCAGAGAAGGUAAAAGAUGCUGUCAAACACCAGGAGACUCGUAUCACGCAACUAGAGCAGCAGAGGGCAAACAUUGUCAGUAUGCUACAGCGAGGAAAGGAUCUUCUCAAGGAUCAACACGUCCCAAUGUUCAUUUCGUCAGAAGUGCAACAAUUAGAGUCCAGUUGGAAUGAUGCCUACGGACAGAGUAUGGAAGCACUGAAGAAUUUGAAACUCUCCGAGAAAUUGUGGAACGCCUACGAUGAGCAGAAACGGCAAAUUUUGAAAUUAAUCGCCCAAGCUGAGGAGGAUCUAAAGAACUCUAGACUGGGAGGAUAUUACGACACCACAAAAAUUCAAACCGAUUUGCAAAAACAGGAGAAAUUGAGCCAAACUCUAAGAAAGGACGCCGCGGAAAUGUUGAGACAAUUGCGAGAGACUCAGGAGAGUCUGUGUUCAGUGACCUCUUCCGAAAGACAACCGCAAUUGACAAUAGAAGUUCAGGAGACAAAGAAGAAAUUAGAAACAACGCUCGAGAGAGUUGAGAAAAAGGUGGUCGAACUCAAGGAAUACAAUGUCAAGUGGAACGCUUUUCAGACAAAACUUACGGAUCUUAAAAAUUGGACACAAAACGCUCCGCAAUCGAUCGCCAGUAUCGAUUCGUCAACAUCUCCCGAGGAGAGAGUGCGAAGAACGGAGAAUUUGCAAAAACACAUUCAGGAGAAGAUGGAAAUUGUCAAAGUUCUGGAAAAGGAAUCAAAGACCCUUGUUCCAGUUGAUGAUCAUCCAGAGGCGAUAGUUCUCAGGGAUAGAAUAAUGACGAUCCGCAAACAAGUGGAACUGUUAAACGGAAGCAUUGCUGAUCAACGAAAUUUAGCCGCGGAAAAUUUACAAGCUUGGAAGGAAUACGAGCUUGGAAUUCAAAAACUAAAACCAUGGAUAGAGGAAGCCGAGGGUAAAGUAGCAAUGAUUGGGACGAAACCAGCGACUUUGGUUCAAGCGACCGAAAUGCUUCGUACGGCCAAGGAAUUCGAGAAAAAGUGCGACCAAUAUUUACCUCAACUUCAGGAACUCACGACAAAGAGUCAUCAUAUCGCUGGUAAGGGUGCAGCACCCGAUGAAGUCGAUGCGGUCAACACUCGUUGGAAUGCGGUUCACGAUAUUGCUGUCCAAACGACAACCAAACUGGACAAAUUGGUAUCAUCAUGGAAUACGCUCGAGCAAGACGCCAAACAAUUCAAUGAGUGGUUGCAGAAAAGCGAGAAGGCUUCACUAAUCGAACCAAAUAUCCAGACACCAGAAAUCAGUAAACUGGAGCAAGAACUCUCCAGAAUGAAGAACUUCAACAAGGACAUUUCCGAUCAUCAAGCUCAACUCGUUUCCCUCACUCAAGUCUCGGAUCACAUCAGUCACGGUCUGUCUAUUGAAGGAGCAACGAAUCUAAAGGGCAGAGUUUCGGAAAUGAAGACCCGAGUGAACAAACUCGCGGACACUGUUCGUCAUCAGAUAAACAAAUUAUCAGAUGCUUUGCUCGCGAGACAAGAGUUCCAGAUCAAGAUAACCGAUUUCGAUAAUUGGAUGAGUAGACUAAGGACGUACAUUGCUGAAAUUAGCAACGUUGAUGUAGAUAAUGUUGACACCAGUCUGCAAGCAGUUCAUGCGUUACUGCAGGAACACUCUGAAAAGCAAUCCAAUUUUACGAUCAUCUAUGACGAAGUGAAAACCCUAACGAACUCCAGUUCUCCCCAGGAAGCUGCGGUUUUGGACGAUGUAUACAGUUCCUUGGCGGAUAAGUACAAUAACCUCGAGGAGGAUCUGCAGCGAAAGAAGAAAGGUCUAGAGAAGUGGGUCGAACUUCUAAAUUGGCAGAACGAAGCAAGCGCCCAAUUGACCCACUGCAAGUAUCAAUCCGAAGCGCGAAAACCCACAAUCACCGAUUUGGAGACCAUCUCCUCAGAAUUGCAGAUCAUUCAAUCGAAAAUAAACUCCUGGAAAGAGCAGACUCCCAUGAUGGACACCAUUCUUGGAAUUCGCAUCCAGAAUAAGGAAUCCAAACCCCUAAUUGCUUCCGAAUUGGUAAACCGACUAGAAAGUCAGGCCUUGUCGCUAAGAACCGAAUUAGCCACAAAGAGAGACAAACUCCAAAGUCUUGGAGCAAAGUGGGACAAUUUCAGAAAAUUACAACAGAAAAUAAAUGAGGACAUUGUCACCACACAGACAGUACUUCAAGAAAUUACUCUCGACGUUGACACUUGUGAAAAACUUUCCCCCACUAUCGAGAGGAUCAAUGACCUCAUCCAACAACACCAGGAGUGUGUUACCGAAAAAGACCAACUCCACAGGGAAGGAGACACACUCCUGAAAGAAGAUCAACGAGCAAUGACCAAUAUUCAAGUCGUUCUAUCGUCAGUCGACUCUAAUUGGGAGAAAGUAAACGAUCUACUCCUAGAAUCGAAGAAAAAGUACCAGGAGAUGGAAAAUGAUUGGAGACACUAUCAGGAAUCAAGGGAAAAAUUAAACAUCCUGCUCGAAGAGUCAAGAAAUUUGUGCCAAUCAGCAAAAGAAGUGCCAAACGACAUAACCCAAGCGACGGUAAUUUUGGAUCGAUACAAACGAGAACUUGAUACACUAAAAAGAGGAAAACAGUUCCUGGAGAAAAUGGAGGUGAAGACCCAGCAAAUCCUCAAGGAAGCAUCCCUGAUGCCUUCGUUCAAAACCGAGUCGAUAGAAUCCGACGUUACUGGCAUCAGACAAGAGUAUCAAAAGAUCUACUCGAACGUAAUUGAAAAAACGCAGAUAUUCGAAACCCAAGUCGCAAUUUGGAAGCAACUCGACGAGGGGAAGUAUGACCUAACAAGAUGGUUGAGCGACACUAACGAUGCUAUCACGUCGGCUAUUGAACGUCUCUCGGACGCUGAAUCGGGACAAGCCAAAUUAGCCAAGUACCAAGAGGAACUACCAUCGUAUCAGACGAUUCGUCAGGGAAUUUAUGCGAAGAUCCAACAACUAGUUAAACUCAACAACGGUGUCGACAUCCCGACUCUGAAUUCCUUGAAUCAGCUCCUGGACGAUCAGUUCAAGUUGGUUAAGGAAUCAGCCGAGAAGUUAGAAUCCCUAACAACCAAUUUGAGCGAAAAGGAAAAAAUGAUUCGACACGAUUUAAAAUCAGCAGGGGAAAUUGUAUCCAAAAUCCGAGAGGACAUCAUCAAGUGCGACGAUCUCACUGGCGAGAAUACGAAAAUUUUGAGCAGGAUCAACAAAUGCCAGGAACUAAAGCAAGAACUAGAGAAAUGCGAUUAUUCCCUAUCCAAGAUCAAUGAGAAAUUAACCGAAAUGACGUCGACCUAUCCCUCGAUUUCGAGAUCAAGUUUACCGAAAGAACUCCAGGCACUGCAGCUCCGAAGAGACGGAGUCGCGAACCACGCUGAUAAAGUAAACGCAACUUUGGUCGCAUUCCUAACUAAACUCUACCACGAGAAAUUCGGAGCCCUCCAAAGAAUGGUGGCCGUCCACAAGGAGAAGAUUGCUUGGUGUGAACCCGAGCAAACAAGUGACAAGUACAAUCUCGAAGUUAAAAUGUCUUCCCUAAAGGACAUUGCGACCGGAAUUGCCGACUGUGAAACUAGGAAAGAAGACAGUGACAACUUCAUCAAAUUGCUAGAAACAGUGGAGAGCUUCGAAACAAUGUCGAACCUACACGCAGAACGUGAGAAAGUGACAAAUGAUCUUGAUAAUCUCAAGACUAAUUAUCAGAAGAUUAAAAAUAUUCUCGAGUCAAAUAUUGAACUGUGGCAAAACUAUGAAACACUUUCCAAAAAUUUAGGAGCAGUCCUCAAGGACUUGGAAAACAAGAUCAGAAUCGAAGGUUCCUUGAUCGAUCCUUUGGAAAUUGAGGAAAAAAUCAAGGAUACGGAGAACCUACAAAGAAAGGUCGAUGAAUACCAAAAGGAUCUGACGGAUCUCACCAACUUAGGGGAGCAGAUAACGAGAGUUAAUUCCGAGUCUCGAGUCGGACAGUACGUGGGUCAUCUCAAUGGGAGAUAUCAAUCAAUUCGAAAAUUCUUGUCUCAGCACUUGAAGAAAUUGGAAGAACUCCGGAAUACUAGAAAUCAGUACAAGAACAGUGUGUCGGAACUAGAAGACUGGCUCACAAUCAAGGAGAAACAACUGAACAGUUUUGAUGAAAUCACCGGACCCAAGCCAAUCAGUUUCUAUCAGAACAAACUCAAGGAACUAAAGAUCUUUAACGAGAAACGAGAAGAGGGAUUAGUGAUCCUAAAUCGAACGGUCGAGGCAGGUGAGAAUUUGUAUUCGAAAAUAAAUUCCAAUCAUCGGGAAAUUAUACGCUCGGAUCUGCGUAAUCUGAGAAAUAGAGUCGAUGCCCUAACUGAUCGAGGGAAUGCAGCUUAUAAGAAAAUCGAAAGCGACAUGAUGCAUAGAUCAUCGUUCGAGGACAAGUACACCCAAGUGAAGCGCUGGGUAAUAGACGCGCAAUCAAAACUCAACGAAAUGCAGGAUCUCCAACCAAAUCUCCAGGAGAAGAAAAUUGCACUCAAUUCUUACAAGACGAUCGCUCAUGAUGUGGGUAUUCAUAAGAAUAUUUUACAACAACUGGAAGAGCGCUUGGACAGUGUUCCUGACGACGAGUCUACUGAUAUGCUCUCUAGCGUCAUUGAGAGUUACGACAAACUUGCCGAGAGCGUCGAGGGAAAAGUGAAUGUCGCCGAGAAAUUUGUAGCCAAUCAUGAAGCUUAUCUCCAAACUUUCGAUAAAAUGCGUGACUGGAUAAACACAAUCGUCAGUGAGUCGAAUCCCCUUCUGGAUGACUUGCCAAUCGAGAGGGAAGCUGCGAAAGCCAAGAUCACUCUCAUCGAGAAUACUCUCCAGCAGAAACUCGAAGGCGAUCGUCUAAUUGAUGACUGUAAUCAACAAUUGAAUAUUAUUCUCGAACAGACUUCGAUAGCCGGUCAUCCAGUUCUUCUAAAAUCCUUUGACGAUCAAAAGAAAAUUUGGCAAGAAUUCCUCAACAAGUGUCAAAUAUCCCGGGAGAGAUUGAACGGCCUCUUUGAUCACUGGUCAGAAUUCGAGAAAAUGAUCCAGGAGUUGGAGAAUUGGACCAAGCAGAUAGAGAGUCAAGUCAAGGAUCAAAGUCUAAAGAGCACCCAAGAGGCGAAAAAGUCCCAUUUGCAAAAACUCAGGAGUCUUGAAGUCGAGAUUGCUUCCAAAGCACCGGAUCUGAACGCAGCGAUCGAAAAGAGUCAGAGAGUCGAGGCUGAAACGGAACUCGUGAAUAGAAUAUCAAGACAAGCGACCAAGUACCAAGGGAUCAAGAAUCAAGUAAAGGAAGCCGUGACCCGCUACGAAGAGUUUCUCAAGGAGCACGAAAUCUUCAAUGAACGUUACAAUAAAUUCAUCCAGUGGAUCAAGGAACUCGAGGACGAAUUAUCGAAACACAGUGAAAUUGUCGGCGACCUUUCCAUACUCCAAAAUCGUCAGAAGAGCAUCCGCAAUCUCGGUGACACAAGAACGAAAGAGAAUUCUCAAUUCGAGUCGAUAAUCGAUCUUGGUGAGAAACUGUACUCGCACACAUCGCCAGAGGGUCGGGAAAUAGUUCGCCAACAGUUGAGAAAUCUCCGAACACUCUGGGAUCGUUUCUCCGAGGAUCUUCAAAACUCGACACAAAAACUCGAUCAGUGCCUAAUGCAAUUCGCCGAAUUCUCAUUGUCUCAGGAGCAAUUAACAGCUUGGUUGCGUGACGUCGAGAGAGCGAUGCACCAGCACACGGAACUAAAGUCAACACUCGAGGAGAAAAGGGCACAACUACAAAACCACAAAAUUAUGCAUCAGGAAAUUAUGUCCCAUCAAACACUGGUCGAGUCGGUUUGCGAUAAGGCGCAGCAAUUGGUCGAUCAGACCAAGGACACAUCGUUGAAUGUUUACCUACAGUCGAUAAAGCAGCUGUUUCAGAAUAUAGUCUCCAAAUCACGGGAUUUAUUGGAGAACUUGGAGGACUGUGCCGAGAAGCAUAAUCGAUUCAAUUUGAGAUGUAUCGCUUUCAACGAUUGGCUGGCACUUGAGAUUGAGAUGCUGAACGAAUGUAAUGAUGUUUCUGGUGAGAGGAGUGAGAUUUCUAGAAGACUAGCAACUUUGGCUGUUCUGUCCGAGAGGAAGAAUCAAGGGAACGACAUGCUGAGGGAAUUGAAAGAAUUGGCUAAUGCUGUUGCCAAGAGUACUGCUCCCAAGGGUCAGGAAUUUGUUAAUAAGGAAUUAGCGGAAUUGGAGGAGGCUCUGAAUCAACAUCGAAGGGAAAUUGAUUCGACGAGAGACAGGCAAAAUGAAGCACUCAGGAAAUGGCAAGACUUUGAAGAUCAGUUGGAAGCCCAUUCAAGUUGGCUCCGUCCUCUAGAAGCAGCGUUUAGGGACCAAAUGCUACAACCAACUUUGAGGGACAAGGAGGAACGUCUUCAGGAAUUUAAGGAGAAACGAGAGAUCCUCGUCAGAUGUGAGAAGCAAAUCGAUGAAUUUGUCGACAAUUCGCAUGGUCUCCUAAAUUCGAGUGGAGUCGAGAGGAUCCAGCCUCUGAUUCUGAGUGUAGACAAUAGGUAUCGUCAAUUACUAGCAAGGAGCAAGCAGGUAAUUAACGAACGUCAAGAUAUUGUCGACGAACACAAAGUCUACGAUGAAGAGCUGAAAGCAACAGAAGUCUGGCUCUCGCCCCUCGAGGAAAAACUCAUCGCCCUUAGAGAGGAGGAAGUCGGUGGGAAUUUAACAGCUAAAGGUUCAAGACUACAAGUCCUGCUUGCCGAGAAAGACCAAGCGGAACACAGACUAUCGAAAUUAAUCGCAACCAGUGAGAGAGUAUUUCCAACAACAUCUGCUCAAGGUCGGGAGCAAAUUAGACAAGAGGUGAGGAAAAUUAGAGAAAGAUGGGACAACGUUAACGAAGGGAUUGUCGAGCAACAGAAAAAACAGGACGCCCAAAGUAUUCAGUGGUCCAACUAUCAGGAAAACUUACAACAAAUUUUGUCCUGGCUGGAGGGAAUGGAGAGAACCGUAAAGCAAGAUUCCACCACUGGUUGGACAUCUCUACAGGAGGUGCGAUCAAAAUUACUAAAGAACAAAGCUAUUCACCAGGAGAUACUGUCCCACAAGCGAAUAAUCGAGGGCCUCACCGAGAAAGCAUCUUCCAUGGCUCAAUUAUCCCAAACGGCGAUCGACGAAUCAAUCCAAAAAAUCGAUUCCAUAUCCCAACGAUAUCAAAACCUGUUGGAAACGUCACAAAAGAGUGUCAGUAAUCUAGAAUCAAUUCUCGAUUUUCUGCAACAGUUUCACGACCUACAGAAAUCGUACCAAAAUUACCAGAAGCAGCAAUGGGAGUCCUUGGGGAAUUACAACGAUUCCACGGGCAAUAAAGCCGCACUACAAGCCAGACUACUCAAAAUCAUCGAAAUUCAGGACAACCUUAGCGAAGGUGAAGUGAAAUUAAACCUCCUCGAGAAGCACGUCUCACAAAAUAUCCACACACUCUCUCCAAGAUCGCAAGAGUCCAUGGAGCGAGAUUUGACGAACCUAAAACUGGAACAAACUAAAUUCACAAACGCCGUGAGUGACGCCGUGCGCAAUAUCGAGGAACGAAUACAACAGUGGAGUGAAUACGAAAAUUCACUCGAACGUCUACUCAUCUGGCUGGCGGAUGCCGAAGGUUCUUUAAAGAACUACAGCCUUAAGAAUACAAUCGAAGAGAAGCAGGAGCAACUGGAAAAAUAUCAGGAUCUACUAAAAAUAAUGGAAGUACGGAACACUGAUGCAAUGGAAUUGGUGGCUCUUGGUGACCACCUUGAUCAAUCUUUGUUGGUGAAUCUGAGGCAAAAUGAAGCUGAGUUCGAUAAAAUGAGUGACGAUUCAUCCGAUUUGGUUCAGAUUAGUGGCGAGACGAGAUUUUCUGCUAGUGUUCAACAAGUGACUUCUAGAUUUCAAUCAAUUCAAACGACAGCUAAGGAGUUGGUGAAAAAGUGCGAUCAAGCAACCUCCGAUCACGCGGCCUAUUUAGAUAAAUAUAAAGAAUGUUUGGAACGUUUAUCAACUGCUCAGCAGUGUUAUCAAAAUAUACGUGACAAUAUUUCUGGAAUGCGCGAAGAAUUAGUUCAAUUGGUUGAAACUCUGAAUGAAUUACUCUCGAGGCAAGCUUCACUGUCCUUACUCGUGAAUUCCACUGUUGAAGCUGGUGAACGUAUUUAUCCAACAACCGGAAAGGAAGGACGAGAAAUAAUUCGUCAACAGCUAAUUGAUCUCCAGCAGGCAUUCGAAACGCUUUUCGAUGGAGUCACUUCCACCGAACGAGAAAUAAGAGCGAAAAUCUUCUGCUGGUCUGGAUUCGAUGAGUGCAGUGAGGCCUUUGAUAAGUGGCUCAAGAUUGCCGAAACUCAUCUUAAACCGGAAAUGGAAUUGAAAAAUACACUCGACGAGAAGCGAGCUCAGUUGCAAAUCUAUCGAACAUUCUUACAUGAUGCGCAAAUUCAUCAGCAAGAUUUAUUAAAUCUUCGAGAUAAGGCCGAUAAUUUACCUGACGGAUCGGAGAGAAUUGACAGUGUCCUGAAGGAAUUAGGCAAACGUCACGCUGCUGUUUUAAAAUGUGCUGCCGGAUUUGUAGAAAAGUACGAAGCGAUUGUCAGUGAUCAUCAGCAAUACAGUAAGGCUGUUCUGGACACUCAUGAGUGGCUGGACGCGACUCAAAAUGCAGUCAAUCUCUGGGGUGACGCAGAAAUUGAGAGAGUAUCACUUCACACAAAUUUGGAUCGCUUGAGAAACUUGCUGCAAACUUUGCCCGAGGAGGAGCCGAGAAUACGACAAAUCCGCAAUCUUGGAGAGAAAGUAAUUCCCGGAACUCUAGAAAGUGGACAGAUUAACAUAAGAUCACAAAUUGAUUCAUCACAACAGGAAUGGGAAAGCCUUGUGUCAACCGUUAAAUCGACUCUAGAAAAUCUAGAACAAAAAUUACAACAGUGGAAUGAAUUUGAAAUUUCUAGAGACAAGUGUCUUGUCUGGAUUCGUGAGACUGAUACGAAAUUACAUGCGAUUGAUUUAAAAGCAGCAUUAACGGAGAAGAAAGAUCAAUUAGAAAAAUUGAGAGUCCUGCAAGGUGAAGUUCGAGCCAAGGAACUUGAAAUCGAUGCCGUUUCCGAGAGGGCGCAAGUAUUGCACAAGAAUCUAACUUCCCGUUCGUCGCAAACAUCAGAGUUGGGAGUCAAGUAUCAACAGAUUUCCUCCAAAGUGAAGGAGUUGAACAAUCGUUGGCAGCAAUAUGUCACCAGUCAUCAAGAAUUUGCCAACAAACUUUCCGAAUGCUCAGCAUGGCUCGAGGAUAUCAAGACAAAGUUAGCUUACUGUUCGGAUUUGAGUACAUCCACCCAGAAGGAUUUGGAGAAGAAAUUGGACAUGAUCCAAGACAUGUUGCUCUACAAAGAUGAUGGUUUCGCUAAAGUUCAAUGUAUUGUAGAAUUGGCUCAAGUUGUUUUGGCCAAUACGGCUCCAACCGGACAUCAAGCGAUCAAUGACGCUUUGACAAAAGUUCAAGAACAGUGGCGAUCAUUAGCCUUGAAGAUGAUUGAAACCAAGACGAAUCUCGAUGAUCUUAUCAACAAAUGGGCUGGACUGUUGGAGCAAAUACAAUCAAUCAAUAGGACCGUGGAGUACAUGCAAUCAUCCGUUGAUGAGAUCUCCCAAUUCCAGGGAACAAUGACAGAGAAACGUUCCCAAUUGGAAAGGGUAAAAGCCCUUGAGGAAAAGGUCCGUUGCGAAAAUAUCGAAGUCGAUAGUCUCAAGUCUAAAGUCGCUGAAAUGAUCAGCAGUGGUCAGCAAAGUUUGGCAACGUCAGAGGCUCAGGAAAUUCUUUCUAAAUUCGACACUUUGUCGGAGAGAAUUAAAUCACUGUUAACUGAACGGGAGGAUCAGUACAAGGAUCAUCGAAUAUAUAAGGAAGCUCAUGAUGAUCUAAUCGGUUGGCUGAGUCGAGCGAGGGAGAAAAUACCCUCCAUGAAGCAACGUCCUCUCAGUGACAAGUUGGCUAUCGAAAACGCCGUCACCCCACUAGAAGGUUUAUUGAACAAGAAAGCUCAAGGCGAACUUCUGGUUGAACAUCUUCAACACACCGGAAAUGUUGUCUGCGCAAGUACCAGUCCACAAGGACAACAGGUCAUUAACAACGAAAUGCGCGCCCUGACCGAGAGUUUCGAAAAUCUGUUCAAAGACCUGAAGCAUCAAAAGGAUCAACUCGAGGCAACAGUGAGUAAAUGGCGAGAUUACAAGGACGAGUACGAACGAAUCAGCGACUGGUUGCAACAAAUUGACAUUUUAAUCAAAGCACAAAAAAAUGCCCUCCUACCGAAUAUUCAGGAGAAGGAAAAACAAGUGAAAGAGGUCAAGGAUAUUCUGAACGACCUAACGAAGGGUCAGGACCAAAUUGACAAAUUCAAUAAACUCGCUUCUUGCCUUCUCACAACACAGCUGGACACCUACAUCAACAACCAACUUCGUCACCUCAACUCCAGAUAUCAAGUUCAAGUGAACCUGGCGAAAGAUGUUCUGAACAAGGUUGAGACAAAUUUGGCGCAACAUAAAGAGUACGAGAAGAAUCUAGGCAAAGCUCGUGACUGGAUAGAGAACGCGAAGCAGAUAAUCCGUCAAGGGACGGAAGCCGUAUCCACCAGUAGUAGAGAAGAAUUCCAAAGUCGAUUGGACCAAAUUCAGGAACUACUGAGGAAGCGGGAAGAGGGACAAAAUCUCGUGCAUCUAACGGUGAAUUGCGGCGAAAAGGUAAUGAGAAACACAAGAUCUGACGGACGGGAAGAAAUCGCAAACCAACUCAAGGAGAUCCAAAACGAUUGGGAGCGUUUGGUGAAGAAAAUUUCGACAACAAAAGUCCAUUUGGAGACGAGUCUUCUCCAAUGGGCGGACUACAGUUCAUCGUAUUCGCAACUACAACAGUGGAUUAAUGAUCGAGAAGCGAAAUUACAACAAGUCUGUGAGCAAAAAGUAUCCAAGGCCAGAAAAGGUCUAGCUGGUCUCAGCUCGCUUGCGAUUGGCGAACGAAAAGCCAAUCUCCGUCAAACGAAUAGCAUCGUCCAGGAUAUCGUUGCUUUCGAGCCCAUGAUUCAGUCAGUAACCACAAAGGCCGAGGACCUUCAGCAAGCGACACCAGCCACGGAAAUAUCCAUCAAAUACGAAACCCUCAGUAAACAAGCCCAGGAACUUUAUGCCAAACAAAAGGAAACCGUAGAACAACAUCAAGCAUUCAUUGACAGUGGAAACGAAUUCAUCCAAUGGAUCCGUGUAGCGAAGGAACGUCUAGGCAAGUGUUCCGAACCAACCGGCGACAAAGAAUCCCUAGCCAGCAAAAUAACUCAACUCAAAGUUCUCCAAAGUGAUCUACCCGAGGGUCAGAAGAAAUUGGAGAACGCCCUCGAACAGGGAAAUUUGGCCUGUCAAAUAGCCGAUGCGGACGACAAGGAAAUAAUCGAGGAGGAAGUCGCUCUCCUUCAGGAGGAAUACGACAACUACAUCGAUUCACUGAACAAUACCAAGAGUCUGUUGGAAAUUGGAAUUGUCAAGUGGACAGAGUAUGAGGAUCAGUAUUCCGAAGCUGUCGAGUGGCUGAACCAAACCGAACAAUUGGUACAAUCGUUCAACAAACUUCAGAACAGCUUAGAGGAGAAGAAAAAUGUCCUCGAACAAUUUCAAGUUCAUCUGCAGACACUCUUUGAUUGGCAGAGGGAACUCGAUCGACUCAACAUGAAGGCGCAAGUUCUUUUGGAGACGUGUGCUGAUACAAGAAUUUCGAACGCAAUCACCCAACUGACAACAAAGUACAAUGCCAUUUUGUCCCUCGCUAAGGAAAUAAUGAGGAGACUCGAACUCCAUUAUCAGGAGCAUCAACAACACAAUACGUUGUAUCAGGAAUGUCAAGACUGGAUUGAGAGAACAAGAGACAAACUGGUUGAGUGUAAGGACAUUCCAAAUACACUCACCGAAGUGAAUAACAAACUACAGACCUGUAAGACCAUCCGUCAGACAUUGGAACAGGGACAAAAUAAACUUCGCUACGCUCUGGAAUUGAAGGAGAAGGUCAUCAUGAAUACCGAGCAGAAUGGCGCCGCUAAAAUCCAGGAGAACACUGAAAAUCUAAAAGCAGAUUUCGAAAAACUAUUGAAUGACGUUGAGGAGGUGAGACAGAAACUAGCCUCUAGGGCUGCUGUUCUGGAAGAGUUAAAUAAAAUGCACAGGUUAAUUGUCGACUGGAUUGAGGAGGUGGAAAGCAAAGUUCAGCUAGAAGAGGUUUAUAGGAACGACCUCAGUGAAAAGAGGGCUCUACUCGAAAAAUACAAAGCAGUCCAAAGGGACGUUCAGGCGCACGGUGAGAAUAUUGAUCGUCUAAAGAGCAGAUUAGUCGAAGACGGGAAUAUCCCAACGACUCCCUAUGAACCAACCCUGGCGAAAUAUGAAUAUCUGCAAAAAUUAGUAGCCCAGAAAGUCAAGAGUCUCGAGAAUCAGGUAAAGGAGCACGAAAAUUACCAACAAUCGUACAAUGAUGCCGCUGAUUGGGUUCGAGAAACCAGAGUCGAAUUACAGCACAAUAAUGACACUCAUGGUGAGAAGGACAAAGUUCUAGAACGCGAGAAAAAAAUCCAGCAGAUUAUUCAAUCCCUACCUAAAGGUCAAACCCUAAUUACGAAAGUCAUCGAACAAAGUCAAGCCGUAUUCCUGACAACUGGACCCGAGGGUCAGGAACUUAUUAACCAAGAGAUGCAACAACUCCAAGGCGAUUGGAAUACCCUCCAAGCUCAAUGUCACGAAGCAGAGAAUAAUCUUUCAAAUUGUCUGGAUUCAUGGUCCCAAUUUACAAAUUCUCUGGAGGGUAUGAAAAACUGGGUAGAGCAAUUUCAGAGGAAGAUUAGUGAGGAGCAAGUCAAGGAAAACAAAACUCCGGAGGAUUUAUUGAGGUGCAAGAAAAUAGUUGAAGACGCCUUGAAUCAGAAGACAGUUCUGGAAGAUUUGAACGACAAGUGCGAAAAUUUGAUGGAAUUGAGUGCGUGCAGUUGGGCCAGAGACAACACAGUUCAUCUUCAGUCGGCCUACACUUGCCUCUUGACGGACGCCCAGGGUCUAGUGUCCAGGGUCGAAAAGAAUCUAUCAGAUCACACCGAGUUCCUCAAGGCGAAAAGCGACCUAGAGGAGUGGCUCCAGACGGCUCACGGAUCGGUCCAAGACUGCGUUGGAGUUGGCGACGUUUUCUGGGCUAAGGACAAACUUCAAACGAUAAAGUUGGUAUCAACAAGAAUGACAGAGGGUCAGCACUUGUUGUCGACACUCCAAAAAGCUUUCGCAAAGGCCAUCAAUACAGCCCUACCGGAACAGCAGGACAAACUCAGAAACGACAUGGCAGCCUUGAGAUUAAGCUGGGAGCAAUUGAGUCUCGAUUUGAACACAAUUCAAGCCCAAAUUAAAUCCGUUCAAAAUCGUUGGGACGAUUAUGAUGAUGCUAAAAAUCGUUUCGAACAAUGGCUGACAAAAACCGAAGAGAAUCUCAAGUUUCUACAGGACACAAAAGGCGAAAUCGGCGAAAUGAAAACCCUUGUCGAAAAAUGCAAACACUUGGCUGAUGAAGUUAGGAGCAAACGUUCCGACCUUGAUCAUCUAUUAACCGAAUCCGAAGAACUCGCCACAUGGGCCAAGGAUCAGACAAUCAAAAAAUGCACCGAGUCUCUUCAAGAGCGUUGGCAAUGUUUAGGUGAUCGAGUGGAACAACAGAAGAAAAUGAUCGAGAGCGAGGUUCACGAGUACAACGCCUACCAUUCAGCACUUCAGGAGACGGAAAAAUGGCUCCUACAAAUAUCCUUCCAGUUGAUGUCUCACAAUUCUUUGUACAUUACGAAUAAGGAGCAGACUAUUGAACAGAUGAAGCAACACGAGAAUUUGUUGGAGGAAAUACAAAGCUAUCAGUCGGCACUGGAUGAACUGAAACUUAAGGGUCAGGGACAAAUUGAACGGUACGAGUCUGCUAAGCCUGCUAUUAGGCAAACUAUCGAGACGCAACUUCAAAAUGUUCAGGAGAGUUACAAUUCUCUUUUGAACACUGCUCUGCAAAUUAAGGGCAGAUUAGCUGAAAGUUACGCCAAAUUCCAAGAAUAUGAGAAUACUUUGGAGAGUAUUAUGAAGAAUUUAGAUAUAUACGAGCCGGAAGUUGCUCAAGAACUAAAAGCUCCUUUGGAUAGUCUCCCAUCAGCCGAGGAGAGUUUGGAGCGAGCGAGAAUUCUCCACAAUAAACUUCAAGCCGAAAAGGGACGACUCGCAGUGGCCGUAGAAGCUUGCGAAGCAGCUGCUGCAUGUCUCUCAAGACCCGGAAGUCCCCUCGACGCUCCGCCAGUGCAAAUUCCAGCCAGGGAAAUCGAUGUUCGAAAUCGUCUCGAAGACCUCAUUGAUCAGAAGGAUAUUGGAGAAUCAGCUCACAGGCUAAAAGCAUUGAUUGAAAAUAUCGAGCGCAGUGGCUUCUUAGCGAAACUUAAUCACUUGUGUUGUGAGAUGCAAACACACUUGUCGAAUGUUACAAAAUCAGUGAGUGAGCUAGAGGAGCAAAAUCAUCAAAAGAAUGCCCUGCGUGCCUGGGUGAAUCAACAACGGGCAAUAUGCGCCGAAUGGAAAUCAAGACCAGCGAAAUUGCGCAGUGAAGCCGCACAGGCAGAACUUCAGGCAAUGAACGAUUUAUUGUCAAAUGUCGGAGAACGAAGAUCACGAGCUCUAUUGGAAUUGUCCCUAAUUCCAGGAAAUGACGACGAUAUUCAGGAGAGUCUCGAUAAGUUAGAAACCGAAUUGCUUGAAGCGAUUGCUGGUAAACAGGCUUCACAGGAUUUGAUUGAGAAAUUCAGAAAUCAUGUUCAGGAUAUUCACACAUGGUUUGAUACACUCUCGAAUAAGAUUGAUAAUAUUGAGAAGGGAUCUGGUCUGACGAUUGGACAGAAAAUCUCCUACAUUAAGGAUAUUACUCAGGAGUUUGAAAGACAAGGUCCGGAGAAGUUGGACGAGGUGAAAAAAUUGGGAGAUCAGGUAAUGGAUUCGGUCAGUAAUCUUGAUUCCCAACAAAUUGAGGAACAAAUCAGAUCUGUAGAGCGGAGACACGCAGACAUUGGCAAGAAAAUUCAGAGGAAAUCACAAGUUUUAGAUAUGACAGCACAAGCUAUUGAGGCCACCAGAAAGGAAAUACAAGAAAAUCGGGAUUGGAUUCACGACAUACAGACUGCUGGUUUUUCCGGACCGGUUGGUUUUGAAAGCAAAGUGGCAGAGGAGAAACUUUUGGCCCUAAAGGCAACACUGAAAGAAGUGGAGGGAAAGAAGGUAAUUAUCAACGCCCUGGAGAAGCGGGUAGGUAACAUUCAGAACGAAUUGGAGUCCAGUGAGCAGAAGCAGUUGGAGGCUGAUACACGAGCUUUAAGGGGAGAACAGGUUACUCUGUGUUCGGUUCUCAAGGAGGAGAUCGCAGCAGCAACUUCUGCUGCUGAAGCACGCCGAAAGUUGGAAAAUGAUCUGGAGAAAGCGCACGUCUGGAUAAAAGCGAAGAGUAAUGAUCUAAAAAAGCUGAGUAGUUACUUGCCACUGAGGGCCUUCAAGGUUGAGCAAGAUAUUACCCAACAUAGCGGUUUGGAAGCAGACAUCAAAAGUUUUAACGAGAAGGACCUGAAGGACAUUCUGAAACAAGGUGAUAUUCUGCUUAGAGAAUGUAACGAUGAAGAUAAAGCACGACUUCAAGGUAUGUUGAACGAUCUGAGUAAAGAAUACGAGAACCUCCAAAAAGAGGCUGAGGAAAAACAAGCCGCACUUCGAGAUCUCCUUCAAGGACGUAAAGCAUUCGAGAACGAGAUCAGCAAAUGCGAACGAUGGAUAAAGGAAGCUGAGGUCGCUACUUCUUCCGAAAUCAGAACAUCAAGUGUCGAUGUUCUUCGCGAACAACUUGGAAAGUACGACCGCUUGAAGAAGGAGGCUAAAGAAUUUGCUGACGAUAUCGAAAAAAUAUCCCAACAAGGAAAAUCGAUACUCCCAACUGUUAGUGACGUGGACAAAGUUGAACUGAGUGAACAGUUAAAGAACAUGAAGGAAGCUCAUGGAAGAGUUGCUAAUGUCAUCAAUGAAAGGGCAGCGGCUCUUCAAAAGAGUAUCAACGAAAUGGAAGAAGCAGCAGCUAGAGUCGCGGAAGCUGUCCAGUUCAUGACAGACAUCCAAAGGGAACUUCAAGAACUGAACAAACCAAUUGGCUCAAGAGUCGAAGACGUUGAGGGCAUGCUAGCCGCCUACGAAAAAAUCUUAGACAAUUUAAAGCAAAAUAAGGCAAAACUUUCCGAUCUACAGAAUGUAAAUGUCGGCAAUCUUCACGGUGUCAUAACACAACAGAACGACUUGAUCAAUUCGCUAGAAGGCCAAAUAGCCAAAUUGCGCCAACUCCUGCUACUCAGACAACAAUUCAUCGCCUUGAUCAACGAAAUAAUGACCUUCAUCACCAAAUACACGGAAAUUAUCCGAGACAUUGAGAAAGGCGGUCAAACCACCGACGAGAAGAUCAAACGCUACGAUGAUGUUAUCUCAAAAAUACAGGAAUGUGAAGCUACCCUCGCCAGUGCUACGGAUAAGGGACAGCAAAUUGCCGCGGAAGGUUCCACUGCGGAUAAAAAUAACAUAACCGAACAACUGCAAUCACUAAAGCAGCAGAUUCAAACGUUGAGACGAGCCGUUGAGUCGCAAAGGGAACAACACGAACUGACAGCUGCCGAACACAGACGACUUGCCAGUGAACUUUCCGAUAUUCUAAGUUGGCUAGAGUCAAAGGAAAAGGAAGUCAAGACCAGGCCUUUGCUGCAAAGGGACUCGCAGAAUGUGGAGGAUGAACUAAAGAAGCAUCAAGAACUUUGCGACGAAGUGAAUGAAUAUCUCGAGAGAAUCAGAAACCUAAAGGAGUCCGUGAGGCAUGAAGACGACAUGCCAGGGUCCUUAAAAGAGAUGCUAAGCGAAGCCGUCUCUCUUCUUAGUUCCCUCCCUAGGGAAAUGGACGAAGGACGAAAGUAUCUAGAAAACAACUUACAACUGAGAAUUGAUUAUUCUGCCCUAACCGAGAAACUUGACAAAUGGGUCAAGGAGGCUGAGAUCAGACUUCAGAGCGAUAAGGACGGACUCGAUUUUGAGAAUAUUUUGACGGACCUGGAAGAGUAUAAGAUCUUCUUCAGCAGUGAACCGUCAAUGAGGGAACUGGUCUCCCAACAAAUUCAGCAAGCAGCUGACAAAAUUUGGCCAUCUCUGAACACUGCAGAGCAAGAGGAGCUAAGUGCCGAACAACAACAACACACCCAGUUGUUAAAGAAUACUUUAAACACCGCAAAAUCCCAAAAAGCUCGACUCGAACAAGGAGCAGAGACCUGGAGGGACUAUACUCAAACUUUAGAACGAGUUAGAGCUGUAAUUGCAAGAAGUAAAUUUACCGAUGAACCUGUGACAACCCUGGCUGGUCUUCAGUUCAAUAUUCAGAAAAUCGUCCACGCUCUUAACAAUAUUCAAAAUCAGCAGUUCGAACUAGAUCUGCUAACGGAGAGAGGGAGUGAAAUUCUACGCCAAGCUGACGAAACGAAUAGAAAGAGAAUUGAAGGCCAAAUGGAGGAAGUCAACUCCAGUUGGCGUGAACUUGUUUCCGGUUUGGAAGGACGUCGGAACACUUUGGAAGCACUUUAUGAACAUUGGGAAGAAUUCGAGACCCAGUGGACGAAUGUUGAAGCCAGACUCAAUGAAAUUGAGGAACGGAAUAAAUUUACUCAACCGAUUGUCAGAUCUAAGGAACAUCUAUUGGAUACAAUUGGGAUUCUUAACGAAAUGCUGUCGGACGUGGAGAGCUUGAAACCUUCAGUGGCGGAAAUGAAAACACUAGCUGGACCCGUUCUUGCCUACUUGGCUGCAUUCACAGAAGAUGCAGCUCGUACUCUUGAGGAACGAAUCGAGAAAUUACAGAAGGCUGUAGAAAUGCUUUUCGACUCGAUCCGGAAUAAAUUGGAGAAAUCAAGAGCCGAUCUCGAGGACAUUGAAAGAUUUCAAGAGGAGGAGAAACGGUUGAGCGUUGAACUUGAGGAGCUUGAGGGUCAAAUUUCCUCCUUCUAUGUCUUCGGUGUUGAUCAGGAGGCAACUGAGACUGACUUGAAAUUACUGAAAUCACGUGUCGACACACUCGUCGAUUUGUUGAGGGAUUUUUCAUCGAACACUAGGGCGCGGUAUCAAGCUAGUCAGCAGCUGGUGCCAAUCGAUAUUGAUCGACAAUUGACAUCUUUGGAAUUUCCAGUUGAGGGAAUUAGUCAAGCAAUGGAGGAAAAGCAGAGGGAGCAGAAGAGGGCGAAAACAAUGCGCAGCGAUUAUUUGACUGACGUUGAGCAGGUGCAAGCGUGGAUUCAGCAAGCGGAGCUGAAGAUUCAGAAUCGUUCGAUAGAACCUGGGAAAUUGAUGGAGCAGCUUAGGCAAAUACAGAGUGAACUCGGUCCGAUGAGUGAUAGGCUGGAGAGAUUGACGAGGAAUGGAGGGGUGAUUGUGGAGAAUACUAGGGACGAGAGUGAGAAGGAGGUGCUUCGGGGUACGAUUGGAAAUUUGACGGAGCAGAUGAAUCAGGUGAAAUCGUGGUUGGACGAGAGAAAGCAAUUGAUUGGCGAUGUUCUCGACGCGUGGCAGAGAUUCCUCGCUCUACAUGAAGCUGUCAAAUUGUGGAUUGAGGAGAAGAGGGUUUUCCUCGUCGAACCGUUGAGGCUGAGUAGUUUGAAUCAAUCCAGGCAGAGACUCCACGACUAUUCGACCGCAGUCAAGAGUUGUAAGCAGGUGAACAAGAAUCUCAGCGACAUGGGGAAGGAAUUGGAGAACAUCGGUCAAGUGACGAAUGUCGGUGACCUUCCGGAGAAACUCACCGGCGUUGAGGAAGCAAAGGCCGAAGUUGAAGGACAGCUUUUGGAGAGGAACGCACUGCUGCAAGAAACGAGCGAAGAAUGGGAGCAAUGCGAGAAAAAGAUGAAGGACGUGAAGAACUGGAUCGAGAAGGCCCAGCAGAAUCUCGAAUCGCCGCAGAACAAGAAGAAACCCUUGAGGGAUCAACACGCAAUUAGAGAAAAGAUGCUGAGUGACAUAACAAUCCAGAAGACGAAAAUCAGCAUGUCCGUGGAGAAGUUACAGGUUCAUUUCCGUUCCGGAAUCGGUGGCGACAGUCGAGUUAGUGAAGCGGCCGACGAAUUGCUUGUGGAACUGGAUCUGCUGAUGAACACCGUUAAGGAUCAAACAGCCGCACUAGAGGCUUGUCUUCAUCAAAUCGAUCAGUACCAACAGGAAAUACAACAAAUGAGACAGCAAAUUGUUCAAGCUGAACAACAACUGAGAGCAGUGCUGAGCCCAACUUAUCUAUCGAACGAGAGAGAGAAGGCCCUCGAGGAGCAGCAGACCUUGCAGACACGAAUGGACAGUUGGAGGCAACGCACGAGAACACUUGUGGAUAAGAUUCAUGCAGUGGAUCCACACUAUGGGAAUGAGACGAUUGUCAGAGUCCCUGGUUGUGUUUCGUACGCAGACAUCGCUGCGGGAAGAUCACGUUCGAAUUCGCGAUGCAAUAGUCCCUUCAGGACCCCUCGCGAAGAACCUCCUCCUCCUUCCUCCCAUCAACUGUCUACGAGUCUUACCGAACAAUCAGUAAUUCCUCCCAACGAAUCUCUGAAAACUCAACAUUUGGCGAAAAGGAGCGACGAUCAAGUUCGUCGUGGAAGAUCGCCGACGAAACAUUCCGAACGCAAGGAGAAGAGAAAGUCUCCGGUUAGGAUCGAAAUCAGUGUUAGUGAACAAGUAUUCGACGAGGGACUUUUGGAGAAGAGUGCUGGACUCGCUCCAGAAACUACGAGAGGCAGAUCGCCAAGUCCGAUCUGGAUCCCUGGAUCGACUUCGUAUGCUGACAUCCUCAGGGGACGGAUGCAGGGCAAUUUGUCUAGGGAAUCAUCCGAACCUGUAGAAAUAGUCGAGUCCACAAAGUUUCCGAUCGAAAAUCCACUCUCCAGGAGAUCAGUCGAGAUUAGGAAAGACGAUCCCGACACGAAGAAUACUGCAAAAGAAAUCGAAAAGGUAACCGAAAGUGAUUCCGAUAUGAAUCCUCCGAUUGACGACACCCAGGGAAUCGACAAAGAAUGGAGCAAACCGACCAACUGGUCCGCACCCCCCUACGAAGGACCGGUCGUUUCACAGACCGAAAUCUACAAUUACCCAUCGUCAGAGUUAGUAGGUUUCAUCAAUUCCCGUUUGGGAAACUAUCCCUCAUACUACACUCCAACUCAUCCGCAAGGAAUCGAACCCAUAAUUCUGGGCUCGAUUUCCUCGAACUAUCCCGAAGAGUUUGUAGCCCAGGGUAAUUAUUUACCAACCGGGGAGCUCUAUUCCUCCGGCACUUCAGAGGAAUUCGUCCAGAUCCACAAUCCCGACUUGCUACAACCCCCGGUUCAAUCAUCCUCCAUGGUAAUUCAGUCCGAAAUAAGUGACGUACUCCCACAGUCCGAUGUCAUCCAACAAGUAUAUUUAGAAGAAGCAGAAAGUCAAAUUAAACCCCUUGUCGAAGGCUCGACAACGGAGAAAUUAACAAUCGAAAUCGACAGUGGGGAAAAGGGUGCAUCGAUUUCCUACGCCAAGAUAUUAUCCCAGGGUCUGAGCCCCAGGUCAACUCCUCCUCCAGUUGUGCCCGGGCAACCGGAGUUGUCUAAUUCCAAAAAGGGUCCGAGGACCAAGAAAAUCGAAACCGAAACUUCUGGUUUCGCUCGGAACCCAAAACCGGAGGCAAGAAAUACUGAAAACGAAAAAAGUGCUCCGAAAGUUGAAAGGAACAAGGAAAAGAAAUUGGACCAGAAGAGUCAAAAGGCGACGGACGGCAAGGAUACGAAACGAAAUAAGGAAAUAAAGAAGGAAGAACCGAAGAGUAAAGACGUCAAGACGCCUAAGAAGGAAAAUCCUAGGGAAAAAGUAAAAGAAGCGAAAAUUGAUACUGAGGAAAAAGAACUGGAAGAGGUUGGAAAUUUGGCUGAAACGAAACCAACGAAGGAAGCUAAAGAAUCUGAAGAACCUAAAGGAUCUAAAGAAUCUAAAGAACCUAAAGGAUCUAAAGAACCUAAAGGAUCUAAAGAAUCUAAAGAACCUAAAGGAUCUAAAGAAGUUACGGAUAAAACGACAGAAAAACCGACUGAAGCGGAAAGCACCGAAAAUCCAAAGUUGGACGAAGGGGAGAAGAAGCGGAAGCAACGGAAGAAGAAGAUGGAGAAAAACAAAGUGGACGAGAUUGAUAAAGCUCUUCAGGAAAUUAAAAUCAUGGACAAGAAAAACAAACACAAAAAUGUGAAGGAAACACCAAAGUCCAAGGAGGAAAAAAUCGAGAAGAAUGGUAAAUGUCCCGAUAAAUCCGAAAUAAAAGAUAAAAAAUCGGAGAAACCCGAGAGUAAAGCGGUAAAAGAAACAAAAAUUCCUCAUGCCCAUCUGGAAAAAGAAGAUUCGCAACAAGUUUCGAAAACUAAAAAGCAGGAAUUAGAAAACAGCAAAUCAGCAAAAGUUGUUAAAGAGGUUCCAUCUAAAGAAGCUACUGGAACUUCAAAUAUUGAAUCAGCGAGUAAAACGGAAACAUCACCUAAAGUCAAAAAAGAGAAGAAAGUCCAACAAGUUUCGAAAGCAAGCCUAGAAAUUACUGAUGAUGAAAAGGCUAAAAAUUUAGCUGUCAUGGAAAUCAAAACUAAGGAUUCCCAAGAAGAACCGAAGACUGUUAAACACACCCAGGAGGAAACGAGUCACCCAGAAAUGAAGAAUUAUAAAAAUAGUUCAACUUCGGAAAGUCCAGUUUCUAAGGAAAGUGGAAAAGAUCGACCAAAACAACUAGAGGCUAAAGUGGAAAAAAGUUUUAAAGACACUAAAGAAUUGAAAACUGAUGAUAGUGAUGUUAAUCAGAAAAGUUCAAAAUCGAAAAAAGUACAAAUUUCUAAGCAAGAAAUUAAAAAACCAGAUCCUGUGAAAGAACCAAAGGAAGGAAAAAUCAAGAAUGAAAUUAUUAGUUUAAGACCAGGUACGGCUGAAGCUAGUAUAGUGACAAUGUACGCUAGAAAAGGGGUUGAAAGUUUUCCUGACAAAGGAAGUGAAAAUGAAAAGGAAAAAUUAAGUGAAGAGAAAGAUGAGAAAGGACGACAAAAGGACGACACUUGGAUUGAAAAUCGAUUUGAACCGAAAGUCGACGAGGAACCCUUAUUCGGUAGCGUCAAAGACAGGGGAACGUCUACAAUUUCUAGACCCACAACAACAACUGAUAAAAGUGAUCAGGUAAUCAAACCGGAUCCAAAACGGAAAAUCACUUCAAUUACCAGUUCAGAAGAACAACUAAGCGCAGAAGAUGAACAUAAUGGAAACGAAAAUAGUGAGAAAACAACUCUAGGGGAUCUACAGCAUCUUCAGGAAUUGAUUAAACCCUACUGGCUCGAUUAUCAUACCUACGCUCAAGCAGAAGUAGACUUUCACAGAUUCUAUAGAGUUGAGAGAAUCGUUCAAGAGCCGAAAACUCCCGUCUGUAACACUGAAUCUAAAUCAGUGGAUAUCGAGAAAUUGGUGAUGGAAUCAAGAAUGAAAAUUCCGGAGAAAACUACAGUGGAAUUGGAAGAAACUCUCAAUGAUGAUUCGGCCAGUGGAUCCAGGCGAAUGACUGUUAUAGAGAGGAAUGUAGAGACUAAAUCAAAGGAUAAAGAAUCGACUGAUGAAUCAUUGCAGAAGGUGGUUGAUAAACCUCUAUGUGAAUUGACACCUCAACUAUCGGAUGAAACAUUAAAUAAGUCGUUUGAUGAAUUAGCUGAUAAAUCCACCUGUAAAUUAAAUGGUAAAUCGAGUUCUCAAUCCAAAAAUAAAUCUGAAGAUCAACCUAAAAAUGCAUCUAAGGAUCAACUAAAAGAUGAAUCUAAAAAUAAACCUAAGGAUAAAUCUAAAGAUAAAUCUAAAGAUGUAUCUAAAGAUGAACCUAAAGAUACAUCUCAAGAUGAAUCUAAAGACCAACCUAAAAAUCAAGCUAAAGAUAAAUCUAAGGAUCAACUUAAAAAUGAGUCUAAAGAUAAAGCUAAGAAUAAAUCCAAAAAUGUAAAUAUAGAUAAAUCUAAAGAUGAAUCUAAAGAUCAACCUAAAGAUGAAUCUGAAGAUAAACCCAAGGAUAAAUCCAAAAAUGUAUCUAAAGAUGUAUCUAAAGAUGUAUCUAAAAAUGUAUCUAAAGAUGAACCUAAAGAUGUAUCUAAAGAUGAACCUAAAGAUGUAUCUAAAGAUGAACCUAAAGAUGUAUCUAAAGAUGUUUCUAAAGAUGAACCUAAAGAUUUGGCUAAAGAUGUAUCUAAAGAUGAACCUAAAGAUGUAUCUAAAGAUAAAACAAAAGAUCCAGCUGAUAAAACCAAGAAGAAAGAUGAUAUGGUUCAAACUGAAAACGCCAAAAAACAAGAAAUCGGUAAAUCUAAAGGUAAACUAGGAAAGAAACAGAAAAACGUUGUUGAUUCAACUAAAGAUCAACCAGUGAAUAAAUCUGGAGAGAAGUCAGGGAAACAAAAACAAGAAUUGAUGAAACCAGAUGAUGAACUAGACACUAAGCGGAAAGAUCAAACAAAGGUCGAAACUGUAGAUCAACAGAUUAGAAAAUCUACCGAGAAACCAAUCGCUCAGUCUAAAGAUGAAUCGACUAAUAAGCCUCAAGUUAAAUCAACUGAUCAAGCUCAUAUCAAAUUGCCCAAGGCUGAUGAAGUAAUUGUUAAACCAUCUGAUGAUCAAAGUGAUAAGGUUCAAGAGCUUGGAGAGACUGAAAGGACUAAGAAGUCUGAUGAAGCAAAAGAAAUAAAGGAAGAUAGAACGAAGAAGAUGGAGAAAGCGUCUUUGUCACCAGUUGUUCAUUUAGUAUCUGAUGACUCCUGGAUGGAUAUUUUAGACGACGAUUCUUUAGUCAUUGAUGAUGACGAUGACUUUGAAGUACCUUCGUCAAAACCUAGCGUUAGAAGCCAAAAAACUAAUUCUACUGAAAUAAAAUGUACGAUACCAGAGGGUGAGAAAUCUACAAAAUUAGAUCAAGAAUAUCUACCAGAACAAAAAGUGCAGAAGGAUCCACCAGGUCAAAAAGUUCAGAAAGAUCAAAAGGAUCAGCAGGAUGUACCAAAGCAAGAAAUUCAAAAAGCAGAAAGGAUUCCAAAGGAGCAGAAAGAACAGAAACAGCAGACAGAUAUACCAGUUGCAGUUCAGAAGGAUCAGAAGGAACAGAAGAAUACAAAGCUCCAUAAGGAUCAGAAGCAGGAACCAGAGCCAGAAGCCAGAAUAAUAGAUCAGCCAGAGUCUACAGAUCUUUCUAAAUUAGAAGAAAUUAAAACUUCUACAGUAGAGAAACCAGAAACUUCGAAAUCUACUUCUUCACUAAACGUCGUUCAAUCGGAAUCAUCAGCUGAAUCUCCAUCAUUAAGUCCUCAAGAACAUUUACGGAAAUCAAAGAAAAAAUCGAAGAGCAAAAAAUCACCUAAACAAAAGGAAUCGAUUGGUAAUGGCGAUAAAAUAGAUCAACAUAUUCCCGAAAUACAUUCCGAAAGUAAGGAAAAAUCUUCAAUUCGAACAUCUGAAAUUGAUACUUCAUCAACGGAGGAACAUAUUUCUGAAAUGGUUCCAAAUAUUAAAUCCUGGGCAUCAAUCCUGAAAGAUUCGGAAAUUCAAGAAACAGAUAAAUCUGGAAUGAAGGAUCCGUCAAUGAAUCUGGAUUUAAUAACACCCGGUCCUGAUGAUCAGGUUGUUCAGAAAGAAAAUGUUAAAGGAACAGUUAAAUCUACCGAAAAAGUGAUGAAACCCCUUGAGACAAAACAGGAACCGGAAAAGCAAUCCAGGAAGAAGAGGAAACAUGAUAAUUCUUCAUUUAAACAAACUGUUGUGGAGAAGACAUCCGAUCAGUCAGUAAAUGUAGAUAAUUCUCUCCAGGAAACUUUAUCAAGAGAUGCAAAGACAUCAUACGCUCAGGUUACAGCUUCCGUCUCACCUCAGCUCGAUCAUGAUGAUCACGAUAUUUGCAAACCAACAUCAGUAAAGGCUGCUUUACAAGUUGAGGAAACACAAAUUCCUGAUGUAGUCACUGAUCAGAGGUCUGAUAGUGGAACAACAAAUGAUGGAACUGCUGAAGAUAGAAAAGAGAAUGAAGGUACUGUUGAAAGUGGAACAUCCGUUCAUGACACAAUUUCUUCAGAUAAAACACUCUGGGCUGAUGAAGUGGAAAAAGAACAAAUUGUUGAUAAAAAAGCACAGAUUCCAGUGGACAAUGAUCACAAAUCAGAAAGCAAUUCAUGGGCUGCUGUUGCUGCCAAAAACAAAAAAGACGAUACAGUUGAAAAAACCCCUACUCUUCCAAUUCAUAUUCCGGUUCAGCGUCCCACACCCAAAGUACAAAUUCACGUUGAACAAGUGUCAGACGUAGAAGCAAUUGAAAAUUUAGUUCAAGUUGAUGAUCAAGGUUUUAUGGAAUUUGUCAAUAGAAAGGAAUUACGAUCCCGACGAUCAAGAUCUCGUUCCAGAAGUAAAUCACAAAUUCCCGAUGGUUCGACAAAAGAACACAAGGAAAAUAAUUCGUCGCCGAAGAGAUGCGAAUCAUCUUCAUCGUCAACACCAUUCCAAUCCGAAACGAGAGGAGACAAGGAAGAGGGAAUCAAGAAGGAAGAUGACAGCAAAUUAAAGGUUGAAGAAAAAACUCAUCCUACUAAAGGCAGUGAAACCAAGAAAUCAAAAUCAAAAGGUAAAAAAGGAAAAGCAGAAACUACCAAGGAAAUGGAAGUGAACCAGAAUACAGAGAAAAAAAUUAACCAAAAAGAAAUUAGCGAGAAAGAAAACCGGGAGGAAAAAGAAGAUGCAAAAGUUGUAAACCAGAAACAAGAUACGAAUUCGAUGAACAAAUCUAAAGAAGCUGAAAAUAAAAAGAAGAAGAAAAAUGAAAAAUCGGAGAAGAUAGUAGAGGAGGUAUCAUCCUCAAAAGCAGAUGUCGAAAAAGAAAGAAAAUUAUCACAUGAAGAAAAGGUGAAUAAAGUUGAGACUGAAAGCCAAAAGGUGAAAGUAGAAUCGAGCGAUUCGAAGACGGAAACUCAAGGUGAAAAAUUAGAAAAAGUGGAAGAGAAAGAAACCAAAUCAGCUAAAAAGAAAUCAAAAUCCAGAUCGAAGAAAUCAAAAGAAGAUGUCGAGAUGCCUAAGGAAAAAGAAGGAAUCCAAAAGGAGUCAUCAAAACCGUUGUUAUCGAAAGAAGAAGAAAAGACCAGUGAACAAUCACCGGAAGAAAAUAUAAUUUGCCAAACCGCAGUCCUAGUAACAAAAGUGGAAGCUUUAUUGGAAGAAACAUCAAAUUCCUCUCUUCAAGACAAAAAGUUAAAGUUCAAAAACUCUCAGAAGGGUUCAUCGCAACCGGAAAAAACAGAUGAGCCUAUAAAAGCUAUCACUCUGCCGGAAAAAUUGGCAAUAACUCAGGGAGAAGUGAAGAAGAUUGAUGAUUCUAGUCCGGAAUUAUUAAUCCAUCCUGAUUCAACUGAUAAAUCAAAGAAACCAGGUGCCGAGAUAGUGAAAAGUAAACAAACACCGGUAGCAGAAGUUAACAAUCAACAGGAUUCUGAGAAAAGUGAUAAGACAAAAUCAGCAAGUAAACCUGAAUCAGAAGCGAAAAUGGCAACUAAAAUUGAAGACUCAACAGAACUGGCUGUUAAGAUUGUUGAUGAGCAAUUGGAAGGCAAAGAACAAACUUGUCCCAAAAAAUCAAAAUCUAAGCAACAACCAAUUGCUGAAAAAUUGCAAACUAAUGAGAAGAAAUCUGAAUCUAAAAAACAAAUUGUUGGUCAAUCUGAAUCUACGAAGCAAAUUUCUGAGCAAUCUGGACCUAAGAAGCAACCAUUUGUUGAUCAAGCAAAUAAACAACAAACUGAUGCUAAAAUUUCUGAAAUGGGAAAACAAUUUACAGCUGAUAAAUCAACGGAUGUGUCACAGAAGAACCAAAAACAAUUAACUCAUGAAAAAUCAGCUGCUGAAGAACUUAAAGCAAAAGAGAAACCACUUGCUGAGAUUUCUGGACCUAAACAGAAAACUGAUGAUGUGAAGCCAAUUUCCGAUCAGCCAGAUGCAACAAAGCAACUUGCAGAAUCAAAAACUGCAAAGCAACAAGCUCCUGAAAAGUUACAAAGCAAACAGAAAACUGUUACUACGAAACCAGACAGUAAAGAGCAAACCGCUGAACCAAAAGUUAAACAACCAGUUGUGGAAAAAUCUGGAACCAAAAGUCAAUCUGGUGGCAAAAUGACUCAAGACCUCAAGAAUAAUGAGCAUUCGGCAUCUAAACAACAUAAAACUAAAAAGAAACCAGAAAAAAGUAAUACUAAAGAGCAAACUGUUGGGGAUGUAACAGAACCUAAACAGCAAAUUGUUGUUGGCGAAUCAAAACCUAAACCGCAAGUUGGUACUGAAACAGAUCCUAAACAGAAAAUUGUGUCUGGAAAAUCAGAACCUAAACCGCAAGUUGUUACUGAAUCAGAUCCUAAACAACAAAUUGUUUCUGAUGAACAAAAACCAAAAACAGAAAAUGUGGAAAAAUCUGAAGACAAAAGUCUUUCUGUUGCUAAAACACCGCAAGACCCUGCGCUAAAAAUUGCUGAGCAUUCAGCAGAUAAACAACAACUAGAUGCUGAACCAUGUAAAACUAAAAAAAAACCUGAACCUGAACAGCAAAUUCAUAAAGAAUCAUCAUCUGAAAAACAAACUACUGAAAAACCAUCAGCUAAACAGCAAAUUGCUACAGAAUCAUCAACUAAGAAACAAAUUACUGAAAAACCAUCAACUAAACAACAAUCUGGUACUACGAAACAAGAAACUACACAACAAAGCGCUGCUAGCGAAGCAAAAGUAUCAAAAGAACCUGUUGUUGAAAAGUCUGGACAUGACAGAGAACCUGUUAGUAAAGAUCUGGAGCUGAAGCAAUCUAAAGCUAAACUAGCUGAAGAAUCUAUAACUAAAAAGAAACCAACUGACAAACUGGAACCUAAGGAGCAAAUUGCGGCUGAGAAACCAGAAACUAAUACAACAAUUGUUAAGGAAUCAGUAACUCAAAUACAACCAAGUGCUGAAAAGUUACAAACUAAACAAACUCCUAAAAAUUUAGGGACUAAAAAACAACAAGCUGCUGAAAAGUCAUCAGCUACACAGCAAACUGGAGCUGAAAAAGAAGAAACUAAACAAAGCACUGCUGGUGAAGGAAAAACAAUAAAACAACCUAAUGUAGAAAUGUGUGGAAUCGAAAGUCAAUCUGCUGUUACAGAUCUGCAAUCUGCAACUAAACAAGAACCUAAAACUAAAAAGAAACCAGCAGACAAAUUCGAAACUAAAGAUCAAAACAAAAAGUCACCAAUUGUCGCUGACGUAGCAGAAACUAAACAACCAAUUGCCAAGGAAUCAUCAAUUAAAAACCAACCUCCUGCCGAAAAAUCGAAAAAACACUUCGUCGUGGAAACCGUUCCCGAAGCAGAAACAUCGCCUGAUGCACAAAAAUCUCCCGCUGCUAAAACUGAACCCAAAAAACCAAAAGUCGAAUCAAAACAUCUAAAAUCCUCUCUAAGCCAACCGACAGAAUCUUCUCAAGAUCCGGAAUCCCCAAAUCAGGACACUCGUCAGACUCCCGAUCCCAAAAAAAUUCUCUACACCGAAACAAUAGAAACCCCCUCAAAGACAGCAUCCCUACCAUCAAUGCGUUCGGAUUCAGUCGACUCGACAGUGCCCGAGGGACAAUCCAAGUCUCGAGUUAAAUUUUACAUCGCCGAUGAAAUCCUCGUCAUUCCCCAGCACAAAGAGAAAGACUUGGAGAAGGAGGCGAACUUUAUGAAACUCGUUCAGGAAUCAUGCGUUGCAGAAAGUGUUUGGCCUCAAUUCGCAUCCCUCGACGGAGGUUUCUGGAUUGACAAACGCUCCUACCAUGAGGCCGAGCGAUUACUAUUCGAAGCACUAGCCGCCCAGUCGAAAAAAUCAUCUCUCGUUGAAAACCUCGAUCAAACUCCCCCUGAUGACGACGACGAUCAUAACGGUUCCGCUGGACCCGAUGGUCGUGAUCGUGAUUUUAGUGGUAAAGCAAAUUCCCAAGGCGACGUACCCCAUACCGAACGAUUGGUGGCUGACUUGCCAGGUGGCAUUUGCAGCUGGAGUGAUUAUAGUACCUAUUUGUCCCAAGAGAAGAUCAAUGAUCAAAAUGAGAAUCAGAAUGUUGAUAGGAUGACCGAGGAUCACAUGACAAAUGUAGAAUCAAACCCAACAGUGGAAUCUUUAAAUACCGAAUCCGAGAAUUGUUUGAAAGUAGAUUCAUUAAAUUCUUCUAAAACCAUCACAUUGGAAUCUUCCAAUGCAGAAGCCUUGGAUUCGUCCAAACGAGAAGCGUCCAAUUUGGAAGCAUCCAAUGUUGAUUCAUUAAAGCUAAAAUCAUCCGAUGAUAAUUCCUCGGCAGAAGACGACAUUUGUUCCAAUCCUAAUCCUGAAUGUGAAGCAAAUCCUGAAUCCAAUCCAGAAUUCCAGAUCUAUUUAGGUAAAGAGAAAAGCGAAUGGAAGCAGCAGCCGAAUUUACUGGAGGGGGAGAGAGAUGUGACAAUGAAGAGCCAAGUUAUUAACAACCAAAGGAUCAAGGAAACAAUGGAAUUACGCGUUGAUGAAUUACGAGAUGCUGUCGCAGGUCUUGGUAAUUCUUUAAGAAAUCUUCCGAAAGACAACUUACAAUCCAUGCUUACCGCAUUGUCGGAAAUAUUGACGGAAUUGAGAUCGUACAAUGAAAAGGCGGAAAAAUUGAAUCGAGACAUUAGCGAAAUUCCAGGCGAUCUAGAAAUCAAAAGACUACUCGCCUCUUUAGGGGGAAUCCGAACGAAAAUUGUGACUCUUCUUUCGCAGACUGAACAGAGUCACGCUGUACUUGAGGAAGCUUGCACAAUCGAAGAAAAAAGGGACAAAGAAAUAAAGGCCUACAAAGAAUUUUUGGACGAGACGAGCAAUUGGCUGGAGAGCACUGUCUUAACAAUUAACAAUUUUUCAGCUUCGGACUGUGAGGAAUUACAACCGGAAUUAUUGAAUCGAACACAACGUGUCACUGAACUUGAAGAACUUCCGGCUAUUUGCGAUUUAGCGAAGGAUUUGAAAGAAGCUUUACUCGAUCUUGCAAUACGUCUUCAACAAAAGCAGCAGGAAAUUUUUGAUGAAGAUCAAGACGCAACACUUGAUCAAGCACCAUCGUUGAGAUCAAGUUCACCAUCAUUGGCAGACGUCUCCCUGCAAACUGGUCAGAGUCUAUUCGAAGAUCUGCCGAUUCAUGAGAAACCCCUUCAGCUCACCAAGCAGACAUCAACGACACAAAUAGUCGAACCAGUGACAGUGGCAGCGUCCACUGAGAGUGGCCAGACCCAGGAGUCAAUAAAGGUCCUGAAGACAACCGAUGGCAAUCAUGAUGUCAUCGAAAUAGCCACCAAGAAUGUUCCCAGUCAGGAGUUAAUUAGACGCGAACAGGGAAUCAAUCCAGAGGACAUUGUCGUUGAUAUGAAGUACCAGGAUGCUCAGAAGACUGACAGCGUCACAUCGGAAUUGAAUAUACAGCACGCGGCUCCCCAGUCUUUCGAAACGGUUCUCGUUGAGCCGGAUGAUGUGACUACAGAGGUGGUUGUUGAUAGUGACGGAACUAAGAGGAUUAUUGUGAGAAAAUUGAGGCGCACGUUGGUCACCAGUAGGCACACUACUCAGCAGCAUGUUAGUUCUUUGACUGCUGCGAUUGGCGACAAUCCACCGGUUCUUCAGGCUUUCUCCGAAGCCACUAUGCGAGGACAGCAGGUCACUGUCUCGACGACUAAACCCGACGGGACCAUUGAGAUGUCCACGAAGCAAAGUUUCGGUGGUCGCGUCACCACCGGAGCCCCGGGAGCGGAGGUCAACGUCGAGGAGUACGACAGCCCUCCCCAAGUGACUCACAGUAUUGUCCAGGGGAAUAUCCAAUCCAUAGAGCAACCACUCGCCCUCAGAGAGGCCCUAGACGAGAAUAUCGACUACCAAACCAAGACGUCGACAGUUCACGCCGUGGUCCAACAAGUCACCCGACGGGUCAUUCGCAAAACGCGCAGGAUCAUCCGAAAAGUCACCAUCAUCGACGGCAAGGAGACCGUCACCGAGGAGGUCAUCGAGGAACCCGAGGAGGUGUCGAUCGACGAGCAGGACAUACCACACAUCAGCAUCAACGUCGUCAAGAACGAGGAUCCGAAAGCUGAUGCGAAAAAGGAUAAAGAAACUGAUCCUAAAAAGGAGACUUUCCCUACGUCAGAGAAAGCCGGCACCCAGACUGAAACACCAGUCAAGGAAGCGGAAGGUUCCGAGGCAAAGGCAACAGUCAUCGAGAAAAAGUCCAAAAAGAAACAUUCCAAGACCUUGCAAGAUGAUUCCUUAGAAUCGAUCGAUACCAAGAAUUCUGCUGUAGGACCAAAACCAACUGACGGUGGGAAAUUGAAAUCGACAAAGGAAAGUGCAACAGAGCCGGAAAUAGAGGAAUUUGCUCCCACUCAAGGAAGUAAGUCUCAAGUUUUACCUGUCGAAAAAGAGACACACAGUAUUGAAUUAGAAUCAGGCACAGUAGUAGUGUUAGAAGAGCACGUUGACUCCAGCACAGUAGACUCUGACGAUCAUCACAAACCCACUGUCAUUGCAUUAGAAAAACAAAUCAUACCUAGUGAAGCCGAUUCUGAUGGAGGCAAAUCUGAACCAAGUGACGCAUCAAACUUGGGAAUAGUUGAUCCCGAACAACCCGAAAACGAAGAACGACCAGCGACAGAACCGAAAUUGACAGUUUCAGAAAGUGGGGAACAAGGAAAUGCGAAAACAAAUGAUGACCAGAAAUCCGAACCUGAGAAACAAUCCUCGGAAUUAGCCCCCAAGGAAGAGGACCAGGAAUCGGAUCUUCAGCGAGACAGAAUGAAAUACACGGAAUCUUUCAUCCUAGCUUCUACUCCGAAGAAAAAACAAGACGCAGACUUCCAUGAGAUUGCGCUAAAACCAGAGUACACGUCGAUGCAGAAAGUCGAAAUUGACCUCUCGGUUCAAGAGAGUGAUCAAGGUCCGUCUGUAACGGUGAAAACCAGGGUCGAAAAACCGGAAGACGCAAACUACCAGAUAGUGCAAGAAGCAGUUGCCAUCGAACUGCCGGUCGACUCGGAGAACCUACAGAUCAGCAACGACAAAAUAAUCCAAACCACUUCGGAACAAAUCCAAACCGACGAACCCGAACCUAGAAAAACCGUCCCCAAAAGAAGCACAACCGAUAAAGCCACCAGCAUCAGCGAAGGCAAAAAAACCCCCAAAGAACAAAGCCCCGAGAAUUCAUCCAGUCUAACAACCACAAUUGCCGAGUCAAUCGACCUCAACAUCCCCGUCUCCGAUUCCUCAAUUCGCGAAACCGAAACCCCACACCCCGACGUUGCGGAAAUUACCGAAACAUCCGAAUCAGUCUCCCUACAAGACGAGACCUUCGACAGAGACAUUGGCUACGAGCCAGAUGACCGCACAACUGUCGAGGAAAUUCCAAUCACUUGCCCCGUCGACUUGGAGGUAGCCAAGAAGAAAAUUAAGAAGAAGAAGAAACAAAAGGUAAAACUCUCAAGAGAGGAGGACGUCACCGAAUUUCCAAAGAGCACCACAGAUGACGCUGAUUUUACCGACGAAAUUCUCCCCACAGAAGCCGAGGGCACUAAGCUCCCGAAGAAAUCAAGAAAACGAAAACGAAAGAAAGAGAUUGAAGUACUCAUGAAAAGUAGUGACGAAUUUCCAACCGAAACUGAUGACCAACAAAUAAUCGAAUCCGACCAACCGAAUAUCAACAUAUCGGUACAAACCUCCUUAGAAGAACUUCCCCAGACUGUCGAUCUCGAGGUCCAAACAGUGAAAAUCGAAGAAAUCGACAGCGAACAGCAAACAACAGAACUUGUGGAGCAGGAAAUGGGUGUUCAAACCUCACCUGCUCACAACUCACCUACAAAGUCAACAACCGAGCAGAGUCAAGUCCAAACCGAACCGGUAGAAACCGAAGAUAUAAACGUCCAAACAACUGAGCUUAAACCCAUUCAAUCGGAAGAAGUUGACAUUCAAACGAUCGGAAUCCCAAUGAACACAACCGAAAUUCAGACAACUCCGAAAGAAACUACGGAAAUUGAUGUCCAAACGUCGUAUUCGUCGACGGUUGUUAACGUAGAGCAACAGACGUCACCGGAACCGGUAUCGGUUCCCGAAAAAGUUCAAGGUCGCGAAAUCGCCAUGCAGACCCAAACGCCAGAAGUCCCGGCGACUAUCGAAACAGACGUGCAGACUAGUAAACCACCUUCGCCGGAAACUAGAGAAUCGAAGGACUUUGAUACCCAGACUGAAAUUGUGGUCAACAGUUCGGAGACUCAAACAACGCCGAAGGACAGUCCUCGAGUGGUGGAUGUUCAAGAAACCGAGAUUCAAACAAUCGCGAAGGAAGAAGUGGACGUCGUGUCACAGACUAGUCCCGAUUUGGCAGAAAAGGUACGAGAGGACUUCGAUAAAGCACCAAUGAGUCAGGAAGAGACGCAAACUAGUCCCGAACCGGAGAAGGAAACCUCUUCUAGAUUUAUUCAGACGAAGCCGGAGGAAUUGACUCCUUGUGUCGAAGAAGCGGUUCAAACAACUAUUCCCGAGGAGACUGUAAUUGAGUCUAUAGUUCCUUUACAGGAAAGUUCGGAAAAUCCUCAAACUGAUGAUACUCACCUGAAUGAUGCCGGAAAAGGCUCUUCCAGAGGAGAAAUGGAAAACUUGGAACAAUUUCGAGGAGUCGCGUCAAGUCCGGUCCUACAUCAGAGAGCUAGAGACUCUCCUCCUGAGAGUCUGGAAUUAGGUGAUAAGUUCAGGUCGAUAGCGACCGGAGGAUCGACUUCGUUAUCAGAAACCGAGUCCACUGACAACUCCUACGAAAUAAAUCUCCAAGCGACCCUCAAAAUGUCCGAACGACGUUCACCCGAACUAUCGGUCAAUGUAAGCAAAUCUAGACGUCACGAAACCCCGGAUUCAUCAUCAGGGGACAAAAUCGGAAGAAAACGGAAAAGAAACAAGACGGUCGAGAUAAAAACACCGAAAUCAACCGAUUUAGCAACGAAACAAGAAGGUAAGGUGUCAUCCUCUGAAGAUGUCGACCUAUCUAGUAAACCAACCGAUCAACUUUUUGGAGCACAAGGAGAAAUUUCCAGUGAUCCGCUUGUUGAACCAAUGGACACAGCCGAAGAGCAAAUGGUAGAAAAAGAGACAAGAGUCCCGACAGAAAGGAAACAAAAAUCAUCCAAUCCGAUUGUUCUGAAGACCGAAGCCUCUAAGCUGAUGUUCAAGCGAAUCAAAAGUUCGCCAAGUCCCAAACAAUCUUCCUACCUUUCCAACUGUCUACACAUCGCAACUAUGGAUCAACCAGACGAAAUGGGAGCCGAGCAAAAGUUCGCCACCGUACAGAAUAACCUCGAUCACAUGAAAAUCGCCAUCGAGGUUCAUGAUGCCGUUCGGGCCGAACAGAAUUUCAUCACAAUUGUCGAAAUUAUUUCCACAUGGCUCGAGACAAUAGAGUACAGGGUUUUUCUAAAUCACCAAAAUCCGGGUGGACCGCAACACGAAGAGGAACAAAAGUACCUGCAAAUUAAAGAAGAAGUUAGUCAGGUGGACUCGAGUAUCAAGGAACUUGACAAAAUUCUGAAAGGAGUGGAACAAAAUUAUCCCGAGGAGGAUCGAGAGAGAAUUCGCGAGUGCGUCUCAGCUUUGGAGAAUCAAGUGAAAGCUAUUGAGGAAGUAACGAAAGAGGGAGAGAAUUUUAUCGCUGAGGAACUAACAAGGUGGGAUGAAUUUUUAAACGGCGUUGACAACAUUUGCAGACUCGUCGAGGAGCAACGAAAGCAACUAGAGAAUACCAUUGACAGUGAUGCGCCAACGAAAUGGAAGUUACAAGAACUCGACAAACAGGAAACAAUAAAUCAAUCGCUAAUGUGGGAGACAUCGAAGAUUCUAAUAACUGCUCGAGGAUUAUUGAGGGACUAUCCAGGAAAGACGAUUCCGGAUGAGAUUUAUUUUGCUCAGGAUACAACGACAAAUAUUGAGCACAAUAUCAAUGUGGAAAGGGAGCGUCUCUUGCAACUUGAAGCAUUAGCUAAGGAGUAUGAGGAAACACUGCAGGAGUUUGCGCAAAUUACGGAAAUCGCUGAUGAAUUGGUCGAUAGUCCGAUUUCGGUUAUUAGUGUCGAACAUCUUCAGGAAGAAAUGCAGAAGCAUAGAAAAUUCUUUGUGAACCUAAAUCACUGUCGUGCUAUUUUAGAAUCUUUGGAAGGGAAUUUGGAUUGUGAGACGAGGGCCAAAUAUUCGGUUCUUCACGAAGAGUUGCAUGCACGAGCGAAUAAUUUAUUGGAUCAGGCGGCUUUUAAGGCUCAACAGAUGGCUCUUGCGGCUUCUAGGUGGAUUUUACUGGAACAGGGGAUGAAGGAGGAGAGGGGUUGGAUGCAAGUGGCUCAUCAGAGAGUUCCGGAUCUUCAGACUGUCACUUCGUCUGAUUAUGAUCAGUAUAUUUCUCUUUAUCAGUCAUUGUCGUCAGAUGUUGGAACACAUCAUGCGCGUCUGCUGCAGCUUUUAAAAAUAUCGCAGAAUCUGCAGGAAAUGAUAAACGUCGAGGAUCCAAAUGAUCAUUACAAUGAAGCAUUGGACGUGAUAACAAAAUUGCAGGAAACGGUGGAGUCGUCAUUAAGACGUCUAUUGGCUUUCAAGGAAAGUUGGGGCACUCAAGAAUUAUUGUUGGACAGACUGGAGCAUUGGAUGCUGGUUGCCGAAAAAGGACUCUCGAGUAUUAAAGAUCCAUCUGGUGGACAUAUGCGUCAAUUCUGGGAGCUGAAGGCACAAUACGAGGUGCACAAUAAUAUCAGAAAUGAGUCGGACAAUUGUUUCGAGCAAGCUUUGAGAAUAGUGCCCCUGUCGGACGAGAUGCUGCAGAGACAAUUCCGUGGUCAACUUCAGGAGCGAUGGAAUCAACUGACGAAUGGAAUAGCCGAAAUAGAAAGCUCGAUUAGAAAGAAUAUAUCGUCUGAAGAAGUUUCGAUUAAUGACAAACUAAAUCUUUUGGAAAGAGAAUUGCACGAAUUAAGAAUGACCAUUGAAGGUUUCCAUGGAGUUCUGAAGACAGAAGAGGAAUUGGAGCUCUACGUUGAAAGACUCUCCGUACUCUUCGAUCGCACCUGUGUCAUUCAGGAGGAAUUGGGAAGACUGGGCCUCCUGCCAGCCGGCGAGAGUGAACGAGUGGGAAUUCUCCUAUCAACAGCGAGAAGAAUAGAAGCUCUGAUAAGUGAAGAAUUGGAUGCGGCUCAAUUAUUAAGGGAGCGAUUACAGUCCCUGGAACGAGGAUUGAAUCGAGUGAGAAGAGAUCAUCAGAAGCAGUCGGCAAUUCUUGAUCAGUGUGAGAAUUGCGAGAAGCAGGGCAGUGACAUUGUCGCUGGCGCGGUGGAGAGAUGUCAAUUGGUUUCCGAAGAGUUGGCAGUGUUUUGGCAGAAUAUAAUGGCUCUUCGGCAAGUGCUUCACACUCUGCCGAUGGGAAUGAGGGUUUCAGUGUCGCCGGUUGGUGUCGAGAGGGACAUUUCGAAUAUUCAGGAUUAUCACACGGAUUUGGAAGCUCGUUGUCUUCGAAUUCUCGCUUUGCUGAGAAGCAGACUUGGUCUUUGGAGGCGUUUUGAGAAGCAACUCGAAAUGGUCCAGCAGUCGGUUCAGGAGGCUGAUUACAUGAUGGAAUUGCUCACCGUUCAGGGAUCUGUUGAUUACGAUAGGCUGAUCAAGGCAACUGAACGUCUUGAGGGAUUGAAUGGUGAUUUGGGAUCUCGUCAAGUGCUGAUCAGCGAACUUGAAGAAGCUGCGGAACCGUUGCGCGAGUCGUGUGCUGCAGAAGUGAGCGAGAGAGUUGAAGCUGCGGUAAAUGAAGCUGUCCAGGCUUGGGAAGACACCAGGGCCGAGUUGGAUGCCCUUUGCAACAAAUAUCAGCACGCCGUUAGACUUUGGCAACAAUAUCGUGACGCAAGUUCAACGGUGAAAAAUUGGGUGGACACUCAAAUGGGGAGUGUCGCCAAUCUACCACCGGAAGAAGCCCUCAAGCAAGUCAAGGUUUGCGAGAACACAUUGGCAGAGCAUAAAGAACGAGUAGCUGAACUUCGAGGUUUGGUGGCACAAAUUGCCUCGGACGUUGGCUUGGAUGCAAAUGGACCUCUUCAUUGUGAAGUCGAGGCUCUUGGAAAACGUCUCGAGGAUGUUCGAGAAACGCUGUCAGCACUCGCGGAUACUGCCGAUGCAAGAGCUCUCAAUCAAGAACUCGCCCGAGAAGAUAUUUAUCAGACGAAAAAUUUCCUCGACUCCGUUCAACAGAGCAUAACAUCAGUGGGCCAUGGAGAAUCCAACGAACAACUGAAGCUUCUCCGAAAUCACCUAUUGGCCCUAACUCGAACCGAACCACAACUGCAUUCCAUCAAGGAACGAACUCUGGACACUUCCCCUCAAGAGCCAACAAUCGUCGACGUCCUCCAAUUAUGGCAACGUGUCUUCCGAGAAACCUUCCAACAAUAUCACAGACUUUCGGCGCGCCUCGUCAAAACUCAAGACGUCGCAGCUGCCCUGAGACUCUGGCAAGAGUACUUAACACACGUCCAGGAAUUCCUCUCAAACGACGUGCCAGGCGACUACAACGGACUCUCGGAACAUCGCAAUUUGUGCGAGGUCCACAAGAAUCUUCUCACCGAUCAGCAAAAUUUAAUCCUCAUGGUGCGUGUCGGCGAGGGACGCGACAUCUCCGUAUCGGAGCACUUCAAUAUACUCACGAAUCUUCAUAAUGAGACACUCGCGAGAAUAAUGGAGAGGCAUGCGGCCGUCAGGGAUCGUCUCUCGGCUUGGGAUAAAUAUCGAAUUGAUCAGAAUAAACUCUUGGUGUGGCUCAAGGAGAUUGAGAGGGAAAAGGGAAGACUGCAGUUGAGAUUCAUUCAUUUGAGUAGAAUCGAUAAGAUUCUGAAGAGGAUUGAGAACUUGCUGGAUAGGAUACCGAGUGGAGAGAGCCAGGCGGAGUCUUUGCAGGCGCAGCAGGAGAAAUUGUUGAUUAAUUGCGAUGAAACUUUGGCCGUGUCGGUGAGAAUGGAGCACGCUGCGAAUAUGCAGAGGAUUACUAAUUUGAGAGCCAGUCUUGAGACGUGGAGGGACUUUAUUACCAGGAUAAAGAGAUUGAACGAUCGACAUGUGGAGCAAUCCAGCAAGAUCACUGCCACCUUCCAAGAAGUGAGUCAAGCCUUGAGCGCUGCCUUCCACGCCGGACCCUGCACUCUCUCCCAAACCCAGCAGCAAUUGGACUCCCUGCAAGAUCUGAAAACCAAACUCGUGACCACAACGACUGAUCUCGAAUGCCUUGGCGUUACCACAGAACAACUGCGCGAGUGCCUUAGUCCCACGGACAUGAAAUCAUUGAAUCAACACUGUUACCUGCUGUGGCAGCAACACGGCGAUCUCGAGCACCAGCUCGCCCUCCUAGUUUACAAGUUAGGCGAGAGAUGUGGUCUACAUUCAAGAUGGAGAAACAGGUUAGGAAGAUUGUUAGUCUGGCUCGACGACGCAGACGCGAAGAUUACAAAUUGUGACACAAGACUGCUGGACGAGCCGGACGCGGCUCUUAAGCGAAUCGAGUGCGAACUUGAGGCCGAAAUGGCUCUGAAGCAACGCGAACUCGAGUGGUUGGAAAAUACUGGUCUGGAUUUGAUGCAAGUAGCGGAAGAUGGUGAGAAGGGGAGAAUAAAAGGAUCACUGGAUGAUCUGAAGGAGAGAUGGUCCAGGUUGUUGACGACGGGAAAGACGAGAGCGAAUAAAUUGACGGACCUAGUGCAGACUAUGAGCAAUCUCGAGAGGAGAAUUGCGGAGAUAAGAAGUUGGUUAGGGGGGAUUGAGUGUCAACUGUCAGAGCCUUUUAUGAUCGAAGCGGUGAGUCAAAGUGCGGUGGACAAGAAACUGGAAGAUCAUGAGCAAUUGCAGAAGAUGAUCGAGACUGAGAGUGGAAAUGUCGGGGAGGUGUUGAAUCUUUGUGAAAUUCUACUCAGCGAUUGUGACGCGUGGAAGGCUUCGUUCAAUACAGACGCGAUCAAGACAGGAAUGGAGGGUUUGGAGAAAAGAUGGAAAGCGACCUGUAUCCGCCUAGCGGACCGCAAGCGCCAGAUUAUUCAAAUUUGGAAACUUCUUCAGGACCUGGAGGCCGGACGAUCGAAUCACGAACUUUGGCUCACCGACAUCGAUAGUCGUGUCCUAGAACUAGAGAAUGCGGUAAAAGAUAUUUCGAAAGAAGACACUGAGAAGGCGAUAGCGAAGGCCAAGAAGAUAUCCGAGGAUAUAAAAACCCGUGAGCCUACUUUGCGACUCUUCGAGCAAACAUACAGUCGUCUUGCGAAAAGUGGACUUGAGCCCGAGAACCUAAAGUCCCUGACGAGCAGGAUUCGACACCUAAUCGACUGGUGGCAUGGCCUGAAUCAUAGAGUCAAUGUUAUUACAGCAGCUCUGAGACAAGAGCAAAAGGUCUACAGGGAAUUCAUCACUGCCCAUGGAGCUGCAGUCGUCGGACUCACCCAAGUCGACGUUCGUCUCACUGAAUUACAACACUUGACGUCGCCGAAGCAAACAACGCCUAGGAAGAAACUGCAGCAACUCGCUUCGAUUGAGAACGACCUAGAGACGCAGAAUACCACGCUUCAGAAGGCGGACGAACUGGCUCUGGUGGUCAUGAGGGAGAGUCAUCCGGAUGACGUUAAUACGCUCCAGGAGUUGGUGGACGAGUACCAAUUACUCUGGAGGGACAUAAAAAGUCGAGUGGCGAUGCUGCGGUCAGAAAUCGAGAACCAGGAGAGAGUGGAAGUGGAUGAAGCGGUUCAGGUCGAGACACUCAAGUUCGAGCAGGACUCGGCUGUUCAGGUCGACACUCUGCCUAAAUUGGUGCGAAUGACUUCCUGCGAUGCCUACCUCAUCGAACUCGAAUCCGCCAUCAACGAAUGUCGAACGGCUUUGAAUUCUUUGGAAAAUGCUGUCACUCCGGAGCCGACGCCCGGUUCUGGUCUCACUAAUGCUGGCAAAACAAUCGCAAAAUUAAUCGGAAGUUCCCAAUCAACAAUUGACCUGGCAAAGCAUUUGAACAAUUUACUCUUGAAUGAUGGGAAAUUUGACAGGGAAUGUGCAAAAGUUUCCGAAAUAGAUGAUCUUGUCACUAGGCACGAGAAUCUACUUUCACAAGCAAGAGCAAGAGAACAGCAAAUUCGAGAGAUGAAUGACGCUGGCAGACUAACGUGUCCAAUUUGCUCCCGUCGAAAUUGGGCGCAAUUGGAUAACGAUCUGUGGAGAUUGGAGAAAUGGUUGGAAUUCGCCGAGGGAACACAAAGUGAACAAUACUCACCACCCAGUGACAUUGAACAAUUAGAGGAUGUCAUUCAGGAUCACAAGGAAUUCCUUCUGGAUCUCGACAGUCACAAGAGUAUUGUCGUGAGUUUAAAUAUUGUCGGCCUACAUCUCGAAGAACACUCCGAAGAAAUUGAACUGCAGAAACGAAGAAAAGAAUUGAAAAAGAGAUUGGCAAAGGCCAAUGUUAAAUGGGAGAAAAUCUGCAAAGCGGCUGAUAGAUGGCAAUCGAGUCUGAAAAGCACAUUAAUGGAUAAUUCACAAUUUUAUCUAAUUAUUGAUGAAUUUCUUUCGUGGAUUGAAAAAACAGAGUCUGCAAUAAGAGCCAGCGAACCAAUCGAUUUGAGUGAAGACUCCAAUCUCCUAGGACUUAAAUAUCAGAAAUUCAAGGAACUAAAGAACGAUUUGGAAAGAUGUGAACCCCGCGUUUUGUCACUUAAGGAAUCGGCCGAUCAUUUAUUAGACGACGAUAAUGAAGCUCGAGAAAAAUUACAAGAAUUAAGACUCAAAUUACAAUCACUACGGAGACUGACUGGUGUUUAUGUGGUUAAAAUUGGAGCCACUCUUGGUUUAGACGCACGCGAUGUUGGUCUCAUUUCAUCAACGUCCUCACUGGCAUCUCUGUCUCGCGACCUUCUCGAUGAGGCCGCAUCUGGAACUUCUCAACUCAACGACACAACAUCCACAGAUGGUGACGAGGAGGAGACAAAAUUAAUUCGUGGCUGCCGAUUUUUGGGAAGAGUUCUUCGCGCCUCUCUCCCAAUUCAAGGAAUGAUGUUGUUACUCUUGGGAGCUGCCUCGUUGGUUCCUUCAGCCGAGGAAGAUUAUAGUUGUAUGCUCUCAAAUAAUCUUGCGAGAAGUUUCACACCUCUAGUCGAAUAUCCCAACGGACCUCCGCCUUUGUAAUGUAUUUACGAUUUACGAUUUACAAUUUUCAAAACUUAAGAGAAAACUUUUCCUAGUCAAAAAAAGAAACUCGAAGAAAGUGAGAAUUUCUAGUAGUGAGAAAAAUAUAUCGCCAGUGAUCUACUUUUUAAAAAAAGGAAAAUCACGAAUUUGUACAUAUAACUUGAAUGGACCAAUUGGUAAACGAAAAGAAGAAAAAAUAAUCAAGCCUUAAUUAAGAAUGUUUAAUUAAUGUUUCUUUGUAUAUUAUGAAUGGUGUGUGUAUAAAACUGAAGUCGUUUUCAAAAUGAAAAUUCACAAGCGCAUGGAAUGGAAUUAUGUAAGAACAUUUUUUUUCUAAUGUAUGUAUUUGAUACUUAUGUUGAAACGUAAGUAUUUGAAAAAUGAAAAAAGCGCUGGUGCUAUUUCAUUAACGAAAAAAAAUUGUUUACAAGACAGACGCACAGAUUUUUUUAAAUAAGAAAAAAUUGAUUUAUUCAGCUUGAAAAUCUCGGGGUUUUUCGCUUUAAAAUUCAUAGAUUUCUCGCUUUAUUGCACAUUGUGCUUUACUACGUAUUUUUAUAUAAAAGAAAAAAAAGCAGAGCUUAGAAGGUGGUGUAAAAGUCAAAAAUUGAUGACAUAAUAUAUUCCUAUGAACAUUAAAAAAAAUACAAUACAGUU